Messenger RNA from Xyrichtys novacula (pearly razorfish), 60787 nucleotides. NCBI's taxonomy places the organism in Eukaryota, Metazoa, Chordata, Actinopteri, Labriformes, Labridae. The record is from the annotation of a GenBank genome assembly.
GUCUGAUAAAAGUGUCGUGUUUCAGCAGCAGGAGAGGGGGGACUCUCGGCGGUGUGGCUCCCCCUGCAGGUUAGUCCCGCACACUGCAUAUUUCCCGCCUGACGUAGGGCGACAUAUCGGUCUCUAUCAGCUGAUCAAAUGGCGACAGGAGUGAAGUGACUCAUCAGAAGUGUCUUAAUUCAGAGAAACGGGAGAGGUCGCGCUGGUCAAUGAGGUGCCAAUUAGAAGACGAGACAUCCUGUUCUCCUGCAGGCUUUACAAACACCACAGGUGGUUUCCUAGGUAACCAAUGACGAAAUUUAAUAAAACUGCUAAAAAUAUACAACAUAUCUGAUUAAAGUGGCAUUGCUUGACAUGAUUUGUUUGGGUUAUUUACGUUUCAGACGUUAGAGAAACCCGCACAGCUUUUUGGACUACAAUUACGCACAGAAAACCGACAAUUAAAAUCAUCUUUAAAACCGAAUUCGAUGAUUUACGAACGAUUUAAACGAUUUGAUUUGAUCAAAAAUGGUACACAGACUGUGUCGAUAUUGAAAAAUAUUCUUCUGCUGAAAAUAAAUGCUCAUUUUCAGUAACAAAUUUAAGAACAGAUGGGACAAAGAAAGAAAGAAAGCCCUAAAAAGGUUGUGUUAUGCUUUUUGAUAUUAAAUAUAGGUUGAUGAUACCCCCUUUUUUAUAUGGUAAAGAGCUCUUACUGAUCUGUUCAUUUAAUAUUAUUUUCUUGUUUUAGUCCAUCAGGUUUUAGUCUUUACUUUUCAACAUUUUUAUCUCCAGUGUUUCCCAGAGGUAGCUCAAAAACCAUUAUCCAUGCGCAAAGUUUGUGUCUGCACACACAAGCGCAGGUUAAACUGGAGCAUACAAAGAGACAAGCAUACAAAACAUCAUCCAGAAAUACUUCUCUCGGUUGUUGACGUACAUUUAAGUCAAAAGCAUGACUCCUUAGUGGAAAAGUCCCCGAUUUGUAACCUGUAAACAUUUGGUGCAUCAUGAUACAAAAAAUAAAGAUAAAUAAAUAAAGGAAACUCUGCACUGUUAAGCAGCUGAAAUGUCUCUAUAUCAGAAAUGCUUACUAAACAAGCUGGGGAAUGAUUGUUUAAACUAAGUAUCUUCAGCGACUGUAACUUGGUUCUUAGUACAUUCAACUUAAAUAUUCUUUUUCAUUCCAUUAGGAGCUUGAAGUACAUUGAAGGUAGUCCAGUUCACUUACUUAACUAAUGCUGCAUUACUUAAAAAAUUUAAGGCAACAAGUUACCUCGAUUUUUUUUAAGUCGAGUCUACUUAUCUCGGUUGACAGUGUGUUGAUAUCAAAUGUAAAACAGGCAAAUUUAGUGUUUGGUAACACUUUAUUUGAUGCCUAUCUCUAUAACGUGUUAUAAAUACAUGUAUAAUGCGUUAUAAUCACGUUAUAACUAUAGUUAUAAACAUUCAUAAAUGAUCAUAAUGCUUUAUAGCAAUAAUCAUAAAACAUUAUAAAGCGUUUUAUCAUGACUUAAGAGGUCAGAUAUUAUAAUGUGUUAUAACUGUUAACACUUGUAUUGCAUUAUCUAUGUGGGCAUUAUCAGUGAGUUGGUAAAAGUUAUAACACAUUAUAAUAACUGACCUUUUAAGUCAUGAUAAGUUGCUUUAUAAUGUGUUGUGGUUAUUGCUAAAAAGCAUUUUGAUCAUUUAUAAGUGUUCAUAACUAUAGUUAUACAGUGCUAUAACCUGAUUAUACCGCAUUAAACAUGUAUUCAAAUGCAUUAUAGAGAUAGGCGUCAAAUAAAGUGUUACCAGUAUUUUUCAUGGAAUAAUAUCUUUUUUAGAUUAAAUAUGAUGUAUCAGCUUUGCACUAUUUUUUUUAGUGAAAUGUUUAUGUUUAUGUGAUUUUUAAAUCAUCAUAAUCUGUUUUUAUGGACAUUUUACUAAACAUCCAAACUCUUUUAGAAUUCAGAUUGUACAUAAUAAUUAAUAUCAAGCUUGAGAGCACCGAAAGAGUCCCAGUUUGCAAACACUUCUCAGAAAGCCACUGUAAUUACUCCCUCUGGAUACUCUCGUUCGCGCGUCAAAAGCAGCGAGGGGCGGAGUCGGGAGCGCGCACUCGGAGCGCACGGGGCGCACAGCCCUCCUGAGCUCUGUUGAUAUAGGCAGCUCUGUCCUUUGAGCGGAGGUUAUGGCUGAGGACUCUGUUAAGGGAAGAGGAGAAAAGAAGACAGCUCGGAUUAUUUGAUAAGAAACACACGUUUUAUUACAUUUCGUGCGCGCAAUCGUGUUUUUACGCAGCAGCCGUGAUGAGUAAGUACCCUUUUUCAUACUUUUCUGUGUUUUUAAAGAUGUUUUAAAGGUUCAUUCCAGCUCUAGUGUAGAUUUGGUAGACAUGCAUGUUUAAUCUUGUCUCAUUAGUCAUGUUAUAAACUCUUAAAUUUGCGGUUAUCGUUUUGUUUCAAGCUUCUUACUUCAUUGACACCAUGGAAAAGUAACCCGUAAGUUACAGUAACGGUACCGUGCUGGUUCUGUACCAUUCCCACCUCUAGGCUCCUGAUCAAGAAGGCUUUGAACCUGCUACAAUGUCGCACGCACAGGUUGAGAUACCAGGACGCGGUUUUCCAGGCCUCUCCAUGGAUUUGACCGACGACUGCUUAUCCCGGGUGCCAUCCGUGCUGAGGACGCACGGUGUGGGCGCACGGAGGAACUCUUACGGGCUCCAGAAAAUAAGCAUGGACAUUGACUCGCCUCUGUACAGCGGCGCCCUCUCGAAAGCCCUGUCCUGGUCUGCUGAGAAUAUUUUAUCUCUGCCCGAGUCCAGAGCAGAGGAUGAGAAAACCGACGACUCUCCAGCGUCUCCUUCCCCUGUCUCCAGCCCGGGAACCAGCUCCAACACGCCCCCCUGCAGCCAGGAGCAAGACACCGGAGGAAACUGGGACUCCGUGCAGAGAUCCAGCGCGCAGGACGUGAGCUCGGAGUCCGAGAACGAACUCCAGAACAAGCAGAACAAGAUCUUGUCUCGCAUCACGUUUGAUUCUCAGUGGGAGCAGGAGGAGAAGGAGGACGUGGAGACCAAAGCUGUGGCGACGUCUCCUGAUGGAAGAUACCUGAAAUUCAAUAUAGAGAUUGGGAGGGGGUCUUUCAAGACGGUCUAUAAGGGACUGGACACGGAGACGACAGUGGAGGUUGCAUGGUGUGAGCUACAGGUAGGAUUCUUACUUUUAUAUUUGAUUGUAGGAUCUUUAUUCUUACUGUGAAGAUGGAAAAACCAGCCUGGAAGAGUUCAAACACAACUUUUUUGGCCUUCUACUCUGAAAUAUUGAAUUCUUCACUUAAACAGACUGUUAGUUGUGGUCUUAAAUCAUCCUUCAACAUAGAAGAAGUAUGAGAUUUUGGGUUUCCACUGGAGAUACUCCUCUGCCUGUCUGUCCCCAUCCACCAACCCCCCAUCAGGUCUGACAGUUCCCCUGCUCUCCUGCCCCACUCAGCUCUAAUUCCCCUCUCUGAGGCCCGCAGAGUCGAUGUGCAGCAGCUAAUCUCCCGAUUAUUAUUCCUUGUUGACCUUGAGUCAGGCUGUGUCAGGCCCGUUCUUGGUAACACAGGUCAUCCCGUCAGCAGUCAGCUCCAACUGAACCACUCCGCCUGCCUGCCUGCCAUGAUCCCCUCUAAUCUCUGUUUUCAUUAACAACCAGUGACACCAAGACGAGCUCUCUGAACACCUCACGUGCAAGGCUGGACAGAGAAUAGGUCAUUUAUAUUCAGCUCUGCUGAACCAUGAUCAGCAUGCAUGUGAGAUGAUAGUCCAAUUUCUCCUCUCAUCUUGCAGAACAGGAAAAGGGACCAUGUGCAGCUCAGGGUCGGUGCUCACGUGUUGUAUGUCAACAGCAAAAGUAAACCAGUUUCGCACACUCAUGCUAAAGUGUCAGCACUCUCCUGGGCACGGAGACGCCGAACAGCCUGGAGAACAUCUGCCACCUGAAAUUCGAUGGCACAGCGCAGGAUUUAAAGAUUUAAGCUUUAAGUCCACCCACACAACGUUAGCUGCAGUGUGUGACAUGACGUGAGGUGCCAGUGUCUCAAAGCUCCUGAGCCGUCUAAGGUGUUAAGUUGUGCCCUCUUACCCUCUAAACCUCAAUGUAAACAUUGUGCCACUGGCACUGGACGCAAAACAACCUCCCGACGUCAGAUUCGGUCAGUCAGUUACUCCUCGCUUCUUCUUAGUGAGAAAUAUGUACACAAAGAAGUUGUAAUCCUCGUAACUCGUCACAUGAAUCAUUUAUUACCUGAACAAACUAUUGAUCUUGAAUAUUAUAUCUAACCUUGAUGUCACUGUUUGCUCAAAAGGUGCAGCCACUCUUAGCUCCUACUAAUGUGAUACAAGGAGUAAUGCCUCACAGGAGCUUUUUGUCCUUGAAGGCCACCAUUGCUUCACUGAUGGGAGGAGCGAGUAAGGGAGUUUGGAUGUAGAAUCUUGUUUUUUUUUUAUUUAUACGCACUGCACCUUUAAACGACUUUGGAAACAGUCACUUUGGAAGAUCUCUAAUACAAUAUGCUAUCCAAUAAAUAUGUACAAAUAGGAAUAACUUAUUCCUAUACACCUGGUAUGUACAGUUGAGUAACUGCAAAGUUUCGCACAUUGAAAUUGUUCUAGGCGUACUGGCCCAGUCAAUACACAAAUAAUUGUCUAACUGUCAUAAGGUCCUCUUUUUUGGCUCCACAAAUGCACAGAGGCAGCCUUUGUCUUGCCUUUAACCUCUGCAGGAGGCCCCCCGACACUCAGACAGUCAGGGAUUACUCAUGCAGGGCGAAGUGAAGCUGCCCUCAAGGCUCACGCUCCAGCAGCAGGAGAAGCAGCAGCAGCAGCAGCAGGUUGAGACUUCUGCCUCAAGAGGCCACCUGUCAGUCCACACAACAGGUGUCUGUUCUGAGGAGGGAGAGAUGGGGGCACUCCCGGGCUCUUUGAGACACAGAUGUCCCUUUUACCUGCACUGCUCACCCUCACGCCCUGGAGUCAAACACAAGCAAAGGGUCCAUCAGUAUUUGUGGUCUGACUUCAAAAGCUACCUUUUCUUUUAACUGUUGUGGCGUGAAAAGAGCGUUGGCUCUGUUCCAGCGCGCCGUAUUGGAAACAAGCAUGCUUUUUCAUCUCUGUACUCGAGACAUGGGCCCAGUUAAGCUCCUUUAAUCGCCGCUAAUGAGCUUAAAGGUGGCCGUUGUUGAUAUGGUUACUGUUGUGAUAAGUUAACCUCGACGUCUCGGCUGAGGCCACAUUUCUUUAACCAAAUCAGCGCUCCGACUUCCCCCGUGUGCCCCAGAUUGUUGAACUGGACACAAAGGCAUGCUGUUGGUGGUUAAACACACUCUCCUCUGUAAUGUUGACAGAGCAGCAGCUGAAGGUGCGUCAUUACAAGUCAAGUAGAGAUGCCCUAAGCUCUUUUAACUAUGUAUUACACAGCGUGAGCAGUAAUCUGCAGGCGGCGAGGUUCAGCUGUGCAGAUUGCAAAGGCAUCUGUUUCACCUGAUUCACUCUCAUGCAGAACAUCAUCUGAUUCUGUGAUCAUGUCUUACAGUCGGAGUGCUCUCCCAGAGGAGUUACAGUGAACACGGGUCCGUCAGGGGGGAACGUUUUGUGCUAGAACACAAAAAGUAAACAAUAGCGUGAGAUUCUUCCAUGAUAUGUAACACUGAAGAAGAUCACCCAGGGCAGAUUGGAAUAAUAAGAGAGGGCUCAGGGCAUCGCUCAUAAACACUGGCUAUUAAUAAUAAGAUACUACAGAACAGUAAACACUCAGUGGAAACAGAGCUCCCUUAAGCUUAAUUUAGCAACAGUGAGACCCAACAAAGGGAUGAAACACAUACAUCAGAUAAACACUGAGACAUGUCCAACCAGGAGGAAGAAACCUGGUUUCAACUUUUUCAUUUGAAACUAAAAAGACUUUCUUUCAGAGGUAGAAUAGAAAAUUCAAACAUAUUUUAUUCCACAAUAACCGGAGAAUAAAUGAGAGCGCACAGGCAGUACAAUCUUCAGAGUGAAGUAGGGGUGUCCUAAUACAACUUUUUUACCUCUGAUACGAUACCAAUAUUGUAGCCUUCAGUUUUGUCUCAUACCGAUAUUGAUCCGAUAUUAGCACAAACUUGUGCAUGACAAGUUUUGCAUUCCGCUGCAACAUCUUUUUGGGCCAACAUCACUCCUACUCCUUGGUACUUUGUUAGAACCUUAGUACACACUGUUGUUGUGAUCACAUGGGCUCUACAUGCUGGAUAAGGGUGCUGCCAGACAGAGGUGCUGGAGCGGCGUCUGUAAUGGACUGCUUGUAUUAGAGUGCUGAUAUCAGAGAUUUUAGAUGCAGGCCAGUAUAAUCCAAUAUUUGAUUUUUUUUUAUAUCGGACCGAUAUCCGAUAUCAAUAUCGUACCAGGACACCCCUAACAUGAAGUAUAAUAGUAACAGGAAUGCAGUUGAACUUGUGGUGUUAAUGCACUGUGAUUAUUACACAUGAAAGAUUAUUGCACUGUAUUAUUUCACAUGGAGUCUUGAUGCUUCAUAAUCAACAUUUUACAAGAGAUGUUGGUGCAUCAUUAGUAACAUUAGACAUGGGAUGUUAUGGCAUCGUGAUCAGCAUUUCACAUUUAAGAACUACACAUAAAAGUUUUUAAAACCAUGUAAGUCACUGAAAAGUUAAAUGAACUGUAAACGCAGGAUAAGUAAUAUUGCACAUGCAUGUUGUUGCUUAAUAAACAAUAAUUCACAUUACAUGUAAUUCCACCGGGUAGUAUUGCGGAUGAAUUGCUUUUCUUCCAUGGGUUGUGUUGCAAAUGAGAGGUUAUCGCACCAAGGAGUGAUACUGCACAUGAGAUUCUUAUAUGAGACGUGUUAUUGCACCAUAAGUCAUUGAAAAAAAGUUACAACAUAAAUAAUGUUGCAAACAAAGCUUCUACUAGCGCUACUUUUAGAUUCUGCACAUGUGUAUCAUCUAUUCCACAUCAGACUCUUCUGUAGUUGUCCUCACACUGGAUAGAAAAAGAAAACAAGAAAUUCAGCUCAAAGCAUCCCAUCUAAUCUAAUCCACCCAAAUAUGAAUCAAUUUCUCUCCAACCAAUGUGAAAAAAUAAAUAAAUAAAAUUAAGUGGUCUAAAAAACCUCCUUUCUGAGUACAGAAAAUGUUCAAACAAACCGCACUGAGGCUCGACUCGCCUCUUGGUCGGACUUUAUUGAAUUAUCUCAAGUUGGAUCUUGUCCAAAAUUUAAUGGAUUCCUCUUAGCCUGAGCUUCACCUUUCCACAGAGUUCUACGAAAACAGAGUCAGCCUUUGUUUCAUAAUCAAGCCAACAGACAACAUGACAGCGAAUGAAAAGCACUAAAAUAAAUAUUUGAUGAUGAUGGAGGUGAUAGUUUAGUUUCCUGGCUCAGUGAAAAUGAACAAGGCUUUCCCUGCUUGUAUGCCAUAUAUAUAUUUCAUCUAUUCAAAUGAAUGUAAUCAAUUGAUCAAAAAGUGAAUUAUUUAACAGUAAUUCCUGAAUGAGGAGAGCUGUCGAGUCACUGAUCGAAUGUUAAAAACUUUGGUACUAUAAUAUAAAUCUAUCGUUGUAUUCAAGGAAGGAGAACAAAUAUAAAACAUCCCGUGUGGCCGCUUCCUGGCAACCCUUGCCCCCCAAAGGGCUCACAGGUGACUCAGGUGCCAUAUAGGCAACAUAAACUGGUCUCUGAAGGACAUGUAGCGUGAUAAAAUAUGGAUGACGCUCCCCUCCUGCUUCCAUUCAUCCACACUGAGGCAAAGUUUACAACCUUCUGUAUGUCAACGUUACUGCUGCUCGCACAAAAACUGCUGCGGCUGUGAAACUCUACCGACUGGUCGUCGCACUAAAUCAUGUUUCUGAUCAACAUAACUCACCUUGAAUGGAGCACGGUUAGCUACUGAGUAACUAAUAGCGAUGGGUGCACUGAGGCACAGAUCCUUUUUGGUGGAGCCCUUUUAAAGGGCAUCAGUUGCACAAUGCCUGAUCUUUUUUUAAGGGCAGCUUCCAGCUGUUUCCUCCUGCAGACAUUUAGACACUCUUGUUAUGCUCUUAUGUGUCAUUUUAAACCUAAAACAUACACACAAACCCUUCAAUCAUCAUGCUCUAUAUAAACAGCAUGCUCUACUUCACCACAGUCACCUGUAUUUGCUGAGACAUCUUUAUGAGGGCCGUGUGCUUAAUGCAAGAUGGGCUUGAGUGCAUUUAAAAAUACUGCAGCACCCACAACCAAUUAGCUAGAUCCUUGGGUGCAUAAACACGGACUAGGAGAGGGGUUUUUCUGCUGAUUAUGACAUACCAAGGUGUAAAAGUUAAUGCACUGCUUGUGUGGCCUUUGUUUUUGUAGAUGUCAAAGCUCUUUUUGUUGGAAACUCCGAGGUGUAAUGAGAGCUGUUUUAAUUAAUCUGGUUUGUUUUUUAUAGCUGCUGUAGGAGUAGUUUAAGUGCAGUGAGGUAGGAGGUUACUUUCAAUAGCUGCAUUAAGUCUAAAAUUGAAUGAUAAUGGAAUUUUCAGGUGAAAAGCCAUCAGAGGAAUCACACGAGAAAUCAGACGAUAGAAAAAUGAUUGGGUUUAAAAAUUUGGGAAGAUCUCAAACUGGCUUUGGGAGAUUGAAGAUUAUUCUUGUGAUUGUUUUCUUAACUCAAAGAUUAGUCAUUGGGUAUGUCAAAUGUGGGAAAGCUAACUGAAGAUGGUUAUCUCCAACGAUUUGUUUAGUUCCCAUCCCAAAGACACGAGGAGUGCUGCGACUGUCGUAGUUGUGCCAAGUUCUCAGACAGUCACCAGAGAGGAAUUCAAGGCAAGUCUGAGUCGAGUCCCCAUUAUUAAUGUUACGAGUGCAUUUAAAAAGUAGUAUAAGUUGAUAAAUUGUUCAUCAAACUCUCUGGCGAUUGAUUUUGUACCUUGUUUCUGUCAAUCAAUCAACACAUCUGAUUAAAAAGUUGUUUUAUUUUGGACCUUGAAAAGUUAUCUGAGGACAAAAGGGGGGAAGAGGGGUGUCUGAAGAUUAACAUCACCCCUGCUGUAGUGAGAUUUUGGACCUUUACUUUCUUAAACGUGGGCCCACUUAAGAGCUGCGUGCUGCAUGUUUGAGCAGAGUUUUAAGGCUGGUGUAAUAGCAGCAGAUUAAACCUGGCCGUAAAAUGUUACGAGGCCAAUCACAGAGGCAUAAAUCUAGUUUUGGCACAAAUCUUAGACCUUUCUUUCUCCUCCUCUCACUCCUUUUUGCCCCCGGGCCUCAUACAAACCUUGCUGUGUAACCUUUAUCUGAAUGUGGCUAGUGUUCAGUGACGUAACACAAGCUGUGGGCUUCCUAUCAGUUCUUCUGUAGCCAACAUCAACACUGUCUCUCCUCGCAGGGCCCGCGCUGCAGACCGACCCAUCUUAUCAGAGCCUCCAGUGUUCUCUGAGGAGAGAGUUGGGGCCCAAAAUGAUAGUGUGUGUUCGCACAUGGCAGCAUGUCCCGUCAAAGUUAGGACUAUUUGUUUUUUUUGCGUCAGCGCUGCAGAGUUGCAUUUUUUUUACCUUUACAGUAAAACUUGUCCAGGACUAAAUGUGCUCUCUUUCUGCGACUUGUCAGCGUGAAACAGUCUGCUUGUUUCAAACAGCUCUGAAAUCAGAUAACUCUGCGUAUCACCGGCUGCUGUGAUAGUGUGUUUUAGGGUGGAUACUGUCGGUACAAGCUGGGGCAGCAGUGUGACUCCGUGUGCAGCAGCAGCAGCAGCCUCGGGCUUUUUGGUGUGUUCGUGCGCUCCUCUGAAGACCAAAUCUCUCGAAAGUGUGAAGCUGAGUGGGGGAGUGUUCUCUGUGUGCUGGGAUGAGCCCUUUUUACGUGUGCACCACAGCCCUGAAAAUUCCCCAACACUGUCUGUGUGAACACAAACAACCUGACUGUCCCACUGAGCAUUUUUUGGUUUAAAGAGGUCUAAUAGACGUCUAAAUGUAGCCUAGAUGACUGGUCAGGAUACCACAGGUCUAAAAAUGAUAGUUUUUCAGACGUCUAAGUUUAGACUAAAUCCAAAUCUGGGCUAUGUCUAUUCUACACUGUAAAUUUCUCAAUGGCUAUCAUAAUUAUUUUGGUUAAGUACAGUCAGGCAACUCACAGCUGCUUUUUGAAAUAAACAGUUAUUGAAUAAUGGUUUAAAGUGCAACUUCUAAAUUCCGUCCAAAAAUAUACAGAAUCUAGACGGUUGAAAUUAGGUCUAAAAAAAAAACUAGACGUCUAGUAGCUGUCUAUUGCUCAGUGGAGUUAAUGAUAAACAGAGUUUCUCCCUCUUCGAAUAAGUUCAUUCUUUUGUAUUUGACCUGAAAUACAGACUAAAACAGAGAGCUGGGAACCCCACUGGAAAAAGAAAACCUCAAAAAGAGGGUCAUGUGUGAAAAGGACUAUAUGGUUUCCAAUGUAGUCUUCCUCUAUGACUCUAAAACAAGAUCAUGUAAAUAGAUGUGAUGGAACAAAUCUUAAAAAAAACUUCACAGAGAAGCUUUUACAUGUUAAAGAAUGAAAUGCAAACUUGUAUUUAAAAACUUACAGUGUGAUUUCAUGAUGUUGCUUUAGUCUGACUGAAACUGGACUUUUAAAUGCAUGUAACCACAUUGGCCUGACUGAAAUCACACGAAAUCGAACUUCUAAUAGUCAGACUAGCAUACCUGGAUAGUGAGGAUUUUCUCUUCCAUGUAUACGACUGAAACUGGCCUGAGUGUUUAAGUGCAUCUGAAGUCGAUUAGAACAAAGUGUAUUCUUGCUUUGGAGGUAAAAUCACUGAUAUUAUACUGAUUUUUUUCAUGAUUGAUGAUCUUCAGUUAGUGUCGAUAGAAUAAGCCACUAUUAGUCUUGGCUUCGACAGUAAUCUGACUGUCUGUUUGAUUUUGUAUCCAGAACAUUCUGGGAAGUCACAACCCAAAGACAAUUUGGACUAAUUGGAAACAAACACGGACCACAUCUGUCUCGUUAUUUCCAUUGUCAGCAGCAGUACAAGCCACAACUGGAUUGUCAUUAGACUCUGCCAACCACGAUGGGAACAGUGAGAGGAAAAACAGAUUAGUAACUGGUUUCCAUCUCUGCGAUAUAAUAAAUGAGCUGUUAUACUUUUAUGUGCUCUAAUGUGCUGUUGGCUCCGGCUCCGUCUCCGUCUGAGUCACCGCUUUUAUUGGGAUCUCUCUGAUGAUCGAUUCUCUGUGAUUCUCUACAGGCAUGUUUAAAGUUUUCCAGUCGGAGAGUUCUGGUGACCCAUAUUUUAUACAGUCAGCAGCUCUGCUCCGUGUCUUUAAAACCCGGCUCAAUGGAAAGCUUGUUACGUGACACCAGGCUCAAAAGAUCCUUUCAGAACAUCAAUAUCCAUUUGUCCGGAACAAUAUUUUGAGAUUACUUUUAUCAUAUUGGGUCUCUGUUUUAAAGGAUCAUGCACGCAGUAUGUCUAAAAAAGACAUUUUACAUAACAGUGAUUCCCAAUGCAUCUGAGGCCUCAGUGCUCUGUCUAACAAUAGCAGCCUCACAGGUUAAUUGCACGUCACAGGGAGAGAGAUUAAACUAUAAAAAGCUUGUUAGCAAUCCGUGUCAGACAGUACAACACUGACUAAAGCCUUCUGCUGUGUCGUCACUGUGCCAGUGGGUUUUCAUAAGGUUUAUCUGGGUUAUUAGAUACAUUUUUAGAGAUGCAAAGUUAGAUCAGACUCAUAUUUAUUGUCUGGAAGUAGGGCUGGGCGAUAAACCGAAAAUUUACCGAUACCGAAAUUUACGACAAUAACCAACGUCAUUUCAUCUAUUUCAAUAUAUUCGGUGUUGAAAUAAAUAAAUAAUAAAAGUUGGUUUUGGAUGUGUGUAGGUUUAUGACGCUGUCCUACCUCGGAGACUUGACUCCACCCCAUCCAGUCUGUAACAAAGAGGGAGAGACAGGUGAGGAGAUGGAGGACGGUUCAAAAGUUAAUGUGGGAGGGGGUGAGCAGCUUGUGGAGUAGUCAUCGUUCAUUUAUCGUUAUCGAGGUGAACUGCUCAAUAUAUCGUGAUAUUGAUUUGAGACCAUAUCGCCCACCCCUCAUAGAAGACAUGAUGCGAGGACUCCCAAGGAUACUUUUUCCCAAGGAGUCCCAAAUUAGGAGCUUUCGCCUUGCCACGUAACUCACCAGAUGUCAUAAACACAUCAAGUCUGGUGAAAGUUUGUAUUUUUAGAGGGUCUCACCCACAAUACUGCAAAAUUGGCUCAAUACUGCCCCUAUAAACACUGAAAAAGGGGUCCCCAUGGAGCUUAUUUUGAAAACCACAGUAUAUAAUCACCACAUUAAGACGCCAAGCAAAAAGUCUUGCAUCCAUCACAAGAUGCGGUAGCUGCAGCUAGCAUUCGCCCCAAAAUAAAGACAUUUGAGACUGUAGAGAGUUUACCAGAGACAACUCAAAAGUGAAACCCAUACGGACAAAUUUAUUGGCGGCAGGUAGCUGCCUAACCUGAGUCUGGUCCUGCUCAAGGUUUCUGCCUGUUAAAGGGAUUGCUAAGUAUGGCAAAGUGCUUCAUUCAUGUUGGAUGGGAUGGGUCAAAUCUGUCUCAUCUCAAGGUUGGGUCUUUGUAAUACAUCAAACAAUGAUUUAGGCCUAGACCUUCUUUUUUAGGAUAAUGACUGUUGUGAUUUGGAGCUAUGUAAAUAAAGAUUGAUGGAUUGGAUAGAUUGAAAAUCACUAAAUUUACGGCAACUUAAUGCUGAUAUACACUCACCGGCCACUUUAUUAGGUACACCUGUCCAACUGCUCGUUAACACUUAAUUUCUAAUCAGCCAAUCACAUGGCGGCAACUUAGUGCAUUUAGGCAUGUAGACAUGGUCAAGACAAUCUCCUGCAGUUCAAACCGAGCAUCAGUAUGGGGAAGAAAGGUGAUUUGAGUGACUUUGAACGUGGCAUGGUUGUUGGUGCCAGAAGGGCUGGUCUGAGUAUUUCAGAAACUGCUGAUCUACUGGGAUUUUCACGCACAACCAUCUCUAGGGUUUACAGAGAAUGAUCCGAAAAAGAAAAAAUAUCCAGUGAGCGGCAGUUCUGUGGGCGGAAAUGCCUUGUUGAUGCCAGAGGUCAGAGGGGAAUGGCCAGACUGGUUCGAGCUGAUAGAAAGGCAACAGUGACUCAAAUAACCACCCGUUACAACCAAGGUAGGCAGAAGAGCAUCUCUGAACGCACAGUACGUCGAACUUUGAGGCAGAUGGGCUACAGCAGCAGAAGACCACACCGGGUGCCACUCCUUUCAGUUAAGAACAGGAAACUGAGGCUACAAUUUGCACAAGCUCAUCGAAAUUGGACAAUAGAAGAUUGGAAAAACGUUGCCUGGUCUGAUGAGUCUCGAUUUCUGCUGCGACAUUCGGAUGGUAGGGUCAGAAUUUGGCGUCAACAACAUGAAAGCAUGGAUCCAUCCUGCCUUGUAUCAACGGUUCAGGCUGGUGGUGGUGGUGUCAUGGUGUGGGGAAUAUUUUCUUGGCACUCUUUGGGCCCCUUGGUACCAAUUGAGCAUCGUUGCAACGCCACAGCCUACCUGAGUAUUGUUGCUGACCAUGUCCAUCCCUUUAUGACCACAAUGUACCCAACUUCUGAUGGCUACUUUCAGCAGGAUAAUGCGCCAUGUCAUAAAGCUGGAAUCAUCUCAGACUGGUUUCUUGAACAUGACAAUGAGUUCACUGUACUCAAAUGGCCUCCACAGUCACCAGAUCUCAAUCCAAUAGAGCAUCUUUGGGAUGUGGUGAAACGGGAGAUUCGCAUCAUGGAUGUGCAGCUGACAAAUCUGCGGCAACUGUGUGAUGCCAUCAUGUCAAUAUGGACCAAGCUCUCUGAGGAAUGCUUCCAGAACCUUGUUGAAGCUAUGCCACGAAGAAUUGAGGCAGUUCUGAAGGCUAAAGGGGGUCCAAACCGUUACUAGCAUGGUGUACCUAAUAAAAUGGCCGGUGAGUGUAGGUUAACCACUAAUCAUAAUAUCUCAAUGCCCAAGUUCAAGUCUAUUAAUAGCUAGUUUUUUUGUGUUUUAUAGAACAAACUUUAGGCGAAUUGUUCUGUUUGUUCACUCAGAUCCAGCUCUUUUGUUGGAUUUCUUUAUUCUUGUCUAUAAUCUAUUCAUAAGCUAAAUGUUCUGAUAGCAGCCCUUUUCCCUCCAACAGCCUAAUGAAACUGUGUUUUUAUUUACAGUGAGAUUGUGUGUUCCUUUAGGCGUGAAAACACGUGGUCGCCCCGCAAGUUUCGGGCCCCGCAGAGGCCCCGGGUCCUGCUUCCUAAACAAACCCGAGAGCUCCAGUUUUAAUAGCUGUUGGGUUUUGAGGCCACAGUUGGUGAAGGAAAAAGCUGCUCUGCGGUGUAACCUCUGGUCAUUCCUGAACUGACCAUGUGUGUCAGAGCGUGCAGGACGGAGGUGUCGGGCGUGUAAAGUCGCCAUGUGAGUCCUUUAGAUGAAUUAGCCAUUGGUGUACUGUAAUGACUCUACCUGUUUGGAGUCCGGCACCCGGCGAUACCCAUCAACAAACACGUGUUGGAUGUUUUCUCAGUCAACAGCAAUUAUCGGCGUGCUUUCCUUUUAGAUUUGACCUGUGCUAUCUGGGUUCAAAGUUAUCUUUAGCCUCUGGGGGUUUCUAAAGUCGGAGUUCUCAGAAUAUCCAACAUUUCGACUCUUUAGCAGAAAAAAAUGAAGCUGUUAGCGAAGGAGUCGUUAAUCUUUCAUGUUGUUCUCUUCCUGUCACAAGGGGCACCUCUUGCAUACCAUCACUUUGUAAACUGUAUCCGGUCCUGGUUGCCAGUGUGCACCUGAUAGCACAUUGUUGUGUGUGUUAGUGUAACUGUACGCUGCUGCUGCUGCUGAAGUAGAGCACAAAUAAGCAAGAUACCAAACACCCACACUUCAAAGUUUCCAUUUAUUCACUUUUCCCGAAAAACAGCUCGAAAGAAAAACUCAUGAAGUGAAUAAAAGAAUGUUCCAAUGCAGGAAACAAAGUGAUAUUCCACUUUUUUUGUAUCAGCUUCAUAUAAAAUAAUAUUAAAAAGGACGAUAUUGCCCAGGGAUGAAAGCGCACGUUUGCUGCAUGCUGAGCCCGGGGUCGGAUCAACUUCAAAAGACUGAGCUCUGAUGCUCCCCUGUUUAGAUCCCUGUCAAAUACCAGUUCCCAACAAUGCUUAACAUACUCUUCGUCUACAAGAAACAGAUGUUUGGAGGUCUCGACAUACGCACCGUUUGUUGUCAUGUGUGGAGAAAUGUGCUUGAAUAUUUCUUUCAACACUGACCAAUCCAGGGGUGCUGAGAUGAUUAAGGAUGUAGAAGUAUUAAGUAAGUCGCUAAUCCCAAAUCUGUCUCCAUUAAAGACAGACAAAUACCUUUAAGUACUUCAAAGGUCGUCUUAAAGGUGCAGUACGUGGUAUUUAGCCACAUUUAGCAGAACAGACUUGAUAGAAAUAGAAUAAAAGAUGCAUAACAAAGAUGUCAAGUCAAGUCUCUGAGGGGAAAGUCUCUCAGUAACAAAAUAAACAACGAAUACCAAAGUGAUCUUGUUUCUGUUUACUUAGAGUGGGCUUUAUAUCUCUGCAUGGAAAUGGGUCUCUUUAUACAGAGGCUGCCAUAUUUUACAGCCAUGUUUCCACAGUAGCACAGAAAGGACAAAAUAGUAGCAGCUAAACCGAUUUUUUAAUGUAUUAAAUGACCCAAAAAUGCACCAGUUUGAAGAUAAUGAAGAGAGUGCUUGUUAUUGUACACCAAAGAAUUUGUAUUUACAGCCUCGGAGGCCACCGUCACUUUUAAAGCUUCUUCAAUGGGAGGGGGUGAGCAAGGGAGCAUUUCUGAUCUAGAACCUAACCGUUAAAUAUUGGUAACUUCCCCAUUUUUACUGCUAUUACUUUAAAUCCUAUGAUGGUGACAAGGUCUUACAUUUUAAAGGCUUAUUAGAAGUAGUGAAACCUUAAUGUGUUAAUUAACGGGUUAAAGCUCCUGUGAGGGACUUUCCAUUUCUGUUAAAUUUGACCGCUCUGUUGACUAAACCCUCUUUGCUCAUUUUUUCUUGUACUUCCGAGCAAAAUAAUCCCACGCUGCUCCCUUUUAGUUGUCAAACUUAUCGCUCACUCAACAUGAAAAAAAGGUCAUUCAUCACUUGCUCCAACACCUACCCCUCGCCAAAGGUUUAAGACAUUAAAAACAACUAAAUAAACAUAAUCAUUUUUCUUAUUGGUGGUUUUAUUUGUAUUUUUAAGGUGAUAAAAAAGACAUCAGUAUUUAUUUCAAUCUCUUUAAUGAACAGCUAAAAUCUCUUUGCAGGAGCUUUAAAGACACCAGAAAUGCAAGUUGGAAUGCAGCCAGAUGCAAAAUUUGUUUCUGUAACUUAUCAUUUAGGUAUUUCCAACUGAUUCAUAAAUGCAAAAAUCAGUCAUAAGCUAUAACUCAUCAACCUUUCUUAUAGUGCUAAUAUUGUAUGAGCUUUGCAAAAGGUAAUGUAGAACUUUUGGUCAUAUCUUGAAAUUAGCAGAUAUUUGUUUAUAUAUCAUGGACAGUUAUUAAAAACUCAUAAGAGCGAUCUCCUUCAGCAGAGAUCCACUUACUCUUGUAUUUUCUCUUUCCGUUGGACAAAGUGCGGUGUAUUUGACACAGAUACACGUUUAACAAACAAUAAAAACAAGUAUGUGCAAACACACUGCGCUGCUGGCGCCGGAAGAUCUCAGGAAUCCGCCCAGGAGGGACAUACCUUUAAGACUUGUCAGAUACGUAUUGUCAGGUGCGAGUUGAGGCCUGAAGCUUGUACGGUUGCUUAAAUGAUAAUUACUGUAAAUGUUUGAAGAUAAUUGGUGGUAAUUAUUUCAUCAGUUGGGUUUUCUGUGGUUACGCUAACGUCGGUGAUGAGAUAAUAUCAGUCUUUUUGGAGGCCACCUUUACACACCUAAGAGGUAAAGGAGGUUAAUUUAAGAUAAUUUGUCUCCUCACUGCAAAACAAGGCAAAUAUGAAGAUAAAUAUGACCCUAAAAAUUCACCAAAGCGAACAAAAUCAGUGUAUUUGUCUUGACAGAUUUCCUUGCUUCACAAGCAGUAAGUGGUCAGAGCGACUUGUUGUAAAGAUGUCCACACACAGAUGAUUGUUUGUGACUCGAACAGUAGCCUGAACCUGUUGACUCUGUUUAAUCGGGUUUAACAGCCCACUGCUUUCCCUCGGCUCUUUACAGCCCUGGACGACGUAAGACGACAGGCUGUUAUGUGCGCUGUGCGCUGUGCGAGUGUGCCUAACGCGCCGCUUCAAUAAUGGGCCUCUGUGUGCGGGAUGACGAAAAGCUAAAUAAAGUUGUUUAUUUGUGGAGGAAUCUCAUGUGACACAUCGCUUGUGUGUUGAAGUGUUGCACGGCUACAGCAUGAGGCAGGCUUUGCACAUCAGUCAGGUAAAACUGUGCUUUUGCUCAAAGUCUGGGAAUGCUAAAUAAAAAUACACACAUACAGGCAGGUAGAGAGGGGAUAGUACAGUCUUUCUACAAUAUUAAGUUGAUAAAGUUAUGCUACUAUGUGAAAUAUAAAAAAAAAAAAACAGCUGAAAAUAAUGAAAAAUAGUGAUUGAUUGAGGCUCAAUAAAAACUUCAAAUAAGUUUGUUUAACAAAACGGUGAAAGUUAAAAAAUGUGAGUUUUAAGGUCCUUACACGCUGGGAACGACGCAAAUAUACGACACAAAAUUACGAAAUAUACAGAGGCGAAUUUUGACGUGCCUGAUGAUGAGAUGUCUGUCUGUAAAGUAGUACUCUGUUCUCCGACACGUAAAAAAUCAGCCGGUCGGCCAUGUUGGAUAUACUGGUGAAUCUGACGUCGCAACAACACGAAAUCUGAUUGGUCAGAAGUGGACACACAGUUUGCGAAACUUUUGAAAAAUCGACCGUGAUCCGAAAAAAUAAAUGCCACAAUAUCGCAGGACGGGAAAACGUCGCUGAUGUGAACGCUUGCAUUGACAGGAUACAGGUUGGAAAAAAAAUAUUGAGGUCCAAAAUAAUCACACGAAGAAAACGCCCCCGAUGUGUAAGGACCUUUAAAGUUAAAUUCAGAAUCGUACAGAAUGUAUUAAUGCUCAUGGCUGCAUAUGAAAUACUACAGGGUUACCUUGCCAACCAAGCAGAGGCUUAAAAACCAUUGCUAUAAGUAAUGUAUUGAGUAAUGUAUGAUGAUAAUUACAAAGCUUUACAUGUUAUUAUAUACUACCUACAUAUAAAAGGAGGAGGCAAAGGACUCUGUUCAGUAACAAAAGCCAGGAUAAAACAAGACUUAAAAGUAAUUAACCACUUAUUUUGGUGACAGUAAAUGUGCAGGUGGAGCCAAUAAAACCCUUAAGGGCUUGUCGAGGGUUAGCCUUCCUAAAUAAGAACAUUCAGCAUGAAGACAAAUCAUUAAAACAAAAAGUGUUAAAUACAACUGGAGACAAAAUAUGGGUAAAAAGAAAGUUUGAUGUGGAAAUCAGAAACUCCUACGAGAAAAUUUUAUUUUUGACCCCAUAAACAAACCUAUCUCUUCAGUCUGUCAAAAAAAUAUUAUCCUGCAAACUUCUGAAUGUCAAAUAUUUUGUGUAAAUUUGAUAUGAAAAUAUCAAAAAGUGUGUUUCUUCAAUAACUCCACUGACACCUACCCUCUUGCACCUCUUUCAAUUAUAACACAAAAAUCAUCAGUCUUAUCGCUUAUGAUCUUGUUUUUUUUUGUCAUAAAAACGCAUAAAUAAUUAUUUCAGUCUAUUUAUUAACUUUAAAGAACCCUUACAUGAGCUUUAAUUGACCUAGCAGAAACUGUAUCGAUGUCAGAUGUCAUAUAUGUCCCUGUCGUAAAAGCGAGUUAAAGUAGUUUCACCCAUAACUUAGAUGUUUCAUCUUGUUCCCCUCAAGUCCUCGUGUCAACAGAGCUGCUUUGAAUAUUUGUUGAAGACAAACGUUGUACUUGCUGUUUCCUCCAGGCAUCUUGUGAUCCCUCUGUGGUCGGUUGGCUUUUCUGAGGAGUACAAAGUGUUUGUUCCAUUCACUCUUUUCUCCUGAAUCACUCGUAAAGUAGACUCUCCCCUCUCCUUCCCUCUCAGGCCUCCCUGGUAAGAUUGGAGCAACGAUAUCCUCUCAUUUUUAUAUUUAACUUUUACCUGAGGGGGUCAAAUGAGAGGCGUCACAAGUCAUACCGAUCUACAAAUACAACUUUUAAGCAGUAAGGAACAACCUCGGGUAAUUCCUUACAUGUUUACUGUGCUGACAUCUAAGCCAUCACUGUUUACCUCUUAUCAAAGCUACUUAGGCGUUUCUGUUACCAUAAUCUAGCAUGUAAGAAGCGCAUCAAAACAUGAGGACACAGAGUUGUUAGGUAACAGGCAGGACGGUUGGUAGGUUAUGUAGCGUGCGAGGAAAAGUUAGCAUUGACUGUAAUUGCGCAAUGAAAAUCUCAGUUUGAAAAGGAGGAGGAUUAUUUAGGAAAAAGUGGGUCUUAAAGGACUAUAGAGUGAGUACAGGGAGUUUAUGGAGGAAUUUAACUAAGGUUUAAGUGCUUUCCUAAAAGCAAACACCAGGCAUGUUAUGGGAUGUUGUAAAGGCAAAGUAAACAGAUCUAAAGACAGAGAUCGUUGACCUUUCAAAAGAAUCCAUCUCUGAGAAAUGUGAAGCAAUAUUUCAUAAGACAAGGGGACAUUGUACUUGUUCAAAUACUCUAUAUUAAAUCUGGACCAUGCAAGUUUUUUGGCAGAUAUUGGCUUAUUGGGGAUAGAUUGGUAGUGAUGAGUGAAAACACAGCAGGAGAACAAUGCCAGAGUAGAAACAAGAUAGAUUUAUGAUCGUGAACUUAAACUGACUGUGUGGGAGCUUCUGGAUGUGAAGACAACUCAUUUCAUUAUUAACAAUAGAUUCUGACUGAUCAUGACGUGUGUCUGGAGAUUUAAGUCAUGAAAAUAAUUUAGAGUGUAAAUGUUUACCAGCCCCUCUCAAAGGGGAGCAUAUAUAUAAGCAAAGAUGGGAUGUAAUAUAUUUAGAUACCCCUACAAAACACCUGAUUUUAAUCAGAAUCAAAGAAAGAAUACUAUAGGAUAUGAUAUAAUGCUAUACGAUGCAGUUUGAUACCAUAUGAUACCAUGACUUACCAUGCUAUGUGAUACUUUACAAUACUAAAGGAUAUGCUGCAUUACAAUACAAUAUGAUACAACACAAUACAAUAUAACAUGGUAUGAUAUGAUACAAUACGUUAAGACUUAGUACGAUGCGAUGCGAUUCAACAUGGUACGAUACGAUACGACAUAGUUCGAUACGAUACGAUGGGACAUGGUACGAUACGAUACAAUACGACAUGGUAUGAUACCAUAUGAUACAAUACGACAUAGUUCGAUACGAUACGAUGGGACAUGCUACGAUACGAUACAAUACGACAUGGUAUGAUACCAUAUGAUACAAUAUGACAUAGUAUGAUUUAAUGUGAUAUGACAUGGUACGAUAGGAUUUGAUACAAUUUGACAAAGUUCGAUUCGAUACGAUACGAUAUGACAUGGUACGAUACGAAAUGAUACGACUAAGUACAUUUAGAUACUGUAUAACAUGGUAUGAUACGACAAAGUACGAUUCGAUACGAUACGACAUGGUACAAUAUGAUACAAUACGACAUAGUAUGAUAUGAUAUGAUAAGGUUCGAUAUGAUAUGAUGUAGUACGAUUCAAUACGAUACAACGUGGUACGAUAUUAUACGACAUGGUACGAUAUGAUACGACACGACACGACAAAGUACAACCUGCUACAAUAGGACACGGUACAAUACAAUAGGUAACGACACACUUUAUUGCCUCCUUGGGGAAAUUAGUCUCAGAUUAAAGUUCUGGAUAAGUUUGGUUCUGCCUAUUAGAAACAUACAUUUUUUUCACCUCUGUAACUAACCACAUGCUGCAAAGUGCUCUAUUCGUCAUGGAUUAAGAUAUUAUAUGAUUGAAUCCCAAAAUAGGAUGAGACUGGAUCUUUACUGAAGUUGAUCCUCUGUGUAUAAUAAGAGUUUUAUCUAGACCUACUGUCUUUGGAAAGGAUGUUGAAAUAACAUUUGUAGUGUAUAUAAAUUCAGACUGAUUAAUUGAUACUUGUGAGUUUCCAUGUUUAAAAAGUGUUUUUGAUAAACUACAUCUUAGGCAUGAUGAGUUAAACUUUGUUUUUAACAUUUGUCAGUGUGGACUGUGGGUCUGUGAGUGUCCUAUAAGUUCCAUAAAAUCUAAGAGAACCCGAUUAAGGCUACAUUUCCAUGUAUUUCUUAAUUAUCUUUUGAUCUUCUGUGUCAGUGGAGCUUUUAAAAUAUGUUUAGUUUAAUAAGAGCAUCUACUCCAGAUGGGAAAAGUCUCUUUUAAAGGCCUCUUUUCACCAUUGACGCACACCAGAGAUAGUGUAAUCCUGCAUCUAGGUCUCUCUACUCGUGCUGGUAAUUAGCCGGGCGCCACCAGUCAGGAGGUCAACUUGUCCGAGUGAGAGCAGCAGUCAGAGGCUGGUUUGAGUCCUCAAUCCUGAUGAGAUUAAUGGCUCACCUCCCUCUGGCCACUCCAUUUACAGAACAUGUCAGGUUUUCCUUGGACAGAGCACAGUGCCGCCUCAGUCCUCAUCCGCUCACAUCUAAAUGCAACACUGUACCGGAGUGAGAGGCUACGUGCAUGUUUAGAAAAACGUGACUGUCACUCAAAUCCAAAGAGUCAGUGUAAGAGGUGUGAGGUCAGACUGCUUUAUUUUCUCCCUCUCCGCUUUUGACCUCAAUCCCGAAUCUCGGCGGGUUCAUCCUCACCGCCUCGGAGGGACAGGAGUUUGGUUAUGCUGCGGACGUGCAGGUCUUCUCCUGCCUUCCCUGUUAUUAAAGGACUCUGUGAACCCCGGCCUGUAUCUUCAGGGCUCUUCUGUUAGCGUCUGGAGAGCAGUUAUGGCCUGUUAACAGCACUUUCAAAAAGAGGUUAAUGUCAGGAAGAAGAGGGAAGACCUCGACCUUUAGAGUCCUGAAAGGGUUCAGACGGAGGUCAGAAUAAGCAUACAGGUGAAUCUGAUAUUUUCACCACUUUUUUAGAUAUCAUGGCACAGUCUCUGUCUUUUUUAAUCCCAUAAGGAAAAGCUUCUCUUGAUGUUUUAUGCCGGUUUAAACUUCCCCAUGUUGUUCAGAUAGAUUUAUAUCCUGCUGUCUUAAACAUGUCAAAGAAAACAGAGAUAAGAGUUAACUGGAGCAAAAGUUGCUUCCUUGUUUUGCCACGUUUCUUAUCUGGAACCAGCUGAGGUUAGAUUUUUUGUUUUCUAUUUUACUUAUAAUAAGUCUGAUUAUAGUUUCCUGUCCUGUAGUCUUUAAAAAUUUUUUGCCACCAACUGUUGAAAACGGAUAAAUGAGGCUCAAUGUUGUUCCUUAAUCCUAACCCGGAACGGACACUGUAGUUUAUUUUUGAGUUAAUUACAUUAGGUCGUUAAUCACUACAUCACACAAUGUUUAAUCCAUGGGUGUGAUCCCUGUUAAUGCACUUCUGGUUACCAGUUACAUAACCUGCAUUGGCCACAAAAUUAGAAGGUCAGAUUUUGGACUCCAAUUUUAGUGGAAUCAAGUCAGGUGAAGGGGUUAACUUAGUGUUCGACUUAUUAGUUUCUCAGUAGCCAAGCUAAUUAGCUAUAUUAGGACAGCUAAUUGGCCGAUAUCACAUUGAUGAUUUGUCAUAGGGGGAAAUACAACAAUUUCGUGAUACUGGAAAAUGAGGAAUAAAGUUGCUGAACAUAAUAGAACAUUUGAUUAAAUAAUUACAGGCGGAAAAAUACUCUGCUAAGAAACAUCAUUCCACAAAGAAAGUUUGGAUGUCUGUGCUGCCAUCUUAAGUUACUAAAAAAGGAAUAAUAAUCAAGCUAAUUUUUUUAAAUUAAAAUCUAAAAAAGUUGGAAUAAAUCCAUUAUUUCAUGCACAUUAAAAUCGUAGCCUUAGCCUUUAAAAUAGAUUCACGAAGGGUGAGGCCAAAAGGAUGCUGGUUACUAAACGAUGCUAUUGAUAGACCGGAUUAAUCCGUAUAUGUUUAGUUAAGUCCAAAGUGUUGAAGUGCUUCAGUGCUGCUGUAUUACUCAUGAUUGGAGUAAAUUGCACAUUUGCCUCAGGCCUGUUCGUUGAAAGCGUCAGUGUAAUUGCAGACAACUUGCAUUAACAGACAUGUUUAUACACGCUCUGUUGUGCAAGGAUGGCAUACAUACGUAGAUGUGUUUAAGUUAGGGCUAGGCGAUAAGACAAUAAAAAUUAAUUUCCCUCAAUAUCAAUAUAAAACAUGGUCAAUUUGCUUUUCAAUUUGCAUUCUGCCAUGUUUUGGUAGACUACACGAAUAGCCAAUUAUCAUGAAUGAAUGAAUAAUUAACACAAAGACCUCACAGAUGCAGUAGCUUAUUGUAUUGCAAAAGACAUGCUACCAAUAAGCACUGUUAAAUUUCAUUUAUUAGUAACAGGGAACAUUUAGAGAUUGACAUGAUUUUCUUAUAUCCCGAUUUACAUGGAUAUCGACUGAUAUAAAAGAAAAAUAUUGUGAUAAACUUUUUCCCAUAUCGCCCAGCCCUAGUCUAUGUAUACAUGUGUGCACAUGAUGAUGGGAAGGUGAAGUCACUUGUGUGGUUUGAGACACGCCCUUGAAGUUUGCAAAGUUGUAGCAGCUUGUUCAGGAGCCGGAUGCUGUAUUCUUACAUUUCUGUGCUCUUAUUUCAUAUUUCAUUGCCUGGUCCCCUUAUCUUCUCUGCUUUUAUUUCUGCAGCACUUUAAGUGAAGCUCUUUUUGACUCAUGCCUGUUCAAGUACUCUCUAAAUAGAUUCAAAGCUCCCCCAUUGACCGAGAACUACCUUAUAUCUUUGCUGAUUUGUCCUGUGCAUACCCAAAAAAUCUCCUUUUGCUGCCUCGUAUAGUCAGAAAAUAUUACUUGUUGUGUGUUUUUGAAUCAAUCAUAUGAAUAAAGACUUUGUCAGUCUUGUUCCAAAUAUUUCUUUUGCUUUUAGGUCAUUAUGAAGGAGCUUUAUGUAACUUAUAAUCUAAUAUCCGAAGUCAACUUUUCUGCAUCUUGAGGAAUCCAUUUAUAAUGAACCAUUUUAGCCUUUUUCUCAUAGUUAUUUUAAAGAUAAAUGCAAACAUUUUGGACCUGAACCUGAAAAGCAUACUUCUCACCCUCAAGCACACAUCCCUGCAGGCUAUAAGCAGAAUGACUGCAUCCAUUUUUUCACUUGGCCUACUUUUACGACCUGUCGAUACUGCGGCCUGUCAGAUUCCUGCUUUGACUGACUGUAUCAGUCUGAGAGUAACAUCAGGACAAACUGCUUACUACCUGCGUUGGUGCAAAUGUUGGCUGACAUGCCGUGUUCAUGUCCCGGUUGUCAUAAUAAAGGCGCUGACAGGGACUUCUUAAUACCAGCGGCUCUUCUCCCGUCAACACUGCUUAUGUAACUCCACUUAUGUGGCUCCAAGCCAAGGUAUUUCCAACUUCAGCGAUUGCAGACCCCCCAACCCAACACACACGUAUGUAUGUACUCACCUCCCGGGAGCUAAGAAUAAAACAUCCAGCUGGAAGAGACGUCGGGAUUGGAAAACUUUUAGCACAGGCUCCUUAACACACCUUUGAAUCCAAAGUGUUUUUAUGAACACCCCACUUGACUUUUGAAAUGGAGAUGGUUUGUUUUUACGGCUCCCCCCUGCAUUGCCCUCUCCAGUGUUAUGUAAUGUUUUCUAGCCUUGUUUUUUUUUUUAAAGAGGAGAGGUAGAGGCUUAUAAAUGUAGUCAAAUAUCCCAUGGAAAAGACAGAUAAAAGCCCCGCACUGCUGUCAACAGAGGAUUCCUCUGUUGGAGAUGCCUAGAGGGCCUCUAACCAAAGAUGGAUAUCGUUGAGGCAAAAUAAAACCAGCUGGAGUUAUCUGCAAAAGCUGAAAAAAACAAUGACUGUUAGAGUUUUACUGUUGGCUGUCAUGAUACAAAGUAUGAUUGGUUUUAUUCCCGUUAUUAGCCGCAGCUUAAAUGCUUGUUUUUAUUGGCGGGAGGCUUUAUUUCGUUAUCCAGGAAUUAGCCAGCACCAAAGCGUUGCCAUCAGAUGACAGCAUUGAGAGUUAAACAGCUCAUUUGUUCUUCCUGACUUCAUUUUCUGCUCUUUUGACAUUUUAGACAAACAUCCUCUUUAUUUCAGGUUGAAUCGGAGACAGGUUUUGCUGAGUCAUGAUUAAAUAAUCGCACAUUAUCAGCCCACGUUCUGUAAACAGUGUGGUUCAGAGUUGCCACGGGAGAAGCACGGCUCUUCCAGGAGUUCCUCUGAAGUAGCCAACAUCUGUUUUUUUUUUUUGCGUUUUACUAUUUUGCAACAGUGCCACGCGGCGAUGCCAAGCUCUAGUAAAUCCUGUAGUUUUUGGAAAAGCUGACACCUCCAAGAAACUCGGCUGCAUAACACUGUUACAACAUGAUUCGCCGACUCUGUGCAGGCAAACAGGGCAUCUGUCCGCAGGAGACGGAGCUCACGUCUCAGGGGUCUGGUGUUGUCGCUCUUAGAUACACAAAUAUGCAGAUGCAUCAACCCAUAAACCCAGUGACUCAUUCACCCCGGCUCAUGCUCAAACGUCUCACACACUCCGACAUUCAGGACAUAAUCUGGGUCAGGUAGCGAGGGAUAUUAAGGAUAAGGCGAUCUCAUCAUCUGUAAUUCACCUUCUUUGAGGUCAUUAAACUAAAUUGAGUGUUGAAAGCGCACAUUAGAUAAAAAUUAACCAGAUUCAUAGCAUGAAUGAACAUUUGAGUGAUCUAAUCUUCUUUUUUAUAGCUCUAAUGACAGCUUCAGUGUUAUUGAGUAAUUACUCUUAACCAACUGGCAUCAGAAAAUGAUCCUGGCGUUUGUGAAGAAUUUGGCAGUUCUCAGUAGAUAAACCCAAACAGAGUUGUAUGAAGGACGCAGAAAUACCCAACACAGUGUGCCAACAACAACUGGACACCUAAGAGAGAGAGAGAGAGAGGCCAGAAAAUGAUAUCCCUUAAAUUUAAAGCUCCUGUGGAGAGUUUUUAGCUCUUUAUAAAAACAGACAGAGAAAAUAAGCAAAUCAUUUUCUGUAGAUGCUGUCAUCUCACAUCGCCAUGUUUCUAUGGCAACACAGAACAGACAAACACAUGUGUUUUUGAAGGUGGUGAGCAAGGCUGUGCACGGUGUAUCCCUAAUUAAUCCACUUUCUGUACCUGUAAUCUGUUUUCCUGCGUGACAAUAUCAAUUGUUCAGCGGGGUCAACAAUGCACAGUUUCCGUGCGGCUGUGUAGCUUCCUUCUAGUGCCAUCUGUUUUCACCACAAACAGUCUGCAGCCAUGCUUACGGCUGGUGCGCAAGCAGUGCUCAGCCAAUGAGAGCGCUGAAAGCUGUGAGGCGUAGCGACAUUCCUACCACCUGCAACCAAUUAGCUUAGAGUUGCACCACACACCUCUGCUGGUGUCUUGUCAAAAACUGAGGGUUCCUUUGAAAUAAAACAGCACUACACAGGAUUUACCUACUGAAUAGUAUAUACAUGUUUUCUGAAAGAGUAUGUUUAGGAUAAUUUUUUUAUAUUUAUUCAGGGAAUAAAGUCAAAUUCUGAAUCAAAAAGUCCAAACUCUGAUUUUUAAAAAAAGUCUAGAUUCUGAUAAAAAAAAGUCUAAAUUCUGAUUUUAAAAAGUCUAAAUUCUGAUAAAAAAAAGGUAAAAUUCUGAUAAAAAAUAUUUUAAUUUCUGAUUUUAAAAAAAGUCAAAAUUCUGAUGAAAAAGUCCAGAUUCUGUUUGAUAAAAAGUCCAAAUUCUGAUUUUGAAAAGUCUCAAUUCUGAUUCAAAAAAAGAUCAAAACUUUGAUUUAAAAAACUCCAAAUUCUGAUAAAAAGGUUUAAAUUUUGAUUAAAAUAAGUCAAAAUACUGAUAAAAAAGGUCCAAAUUUUGUUUUAAAAAGUUCAAAUUCUGAUUUUAAAAAAUUCCAAAAUUAUGAUAAAAAUCUCAAAAUUCUGUUUAAUAAAAAGUCCAAAUUAUGAUUAAUAAAAGGUCCAAAUUCUAAAAAUAUUAUCCUUACUAGUUUAAUAAAGCAAUCAUAAAUAUCACUCAAACUGUUUUUGACCCAGCAUAUGUGGCUCAAGUUGCCCAGAGCGACUUUGGCAGCAUUUUCCCAUGUUUCAGACGACCUAUCUGUCCGUGCACUUAACCUGUGAUGUUUAAAAAUUGGUUUAAAAACCAUUAAGGCUUUCUGACAGAAGUCUUACAUAUGAGGAAUAAACUGCAGCUUGUGUUCACAUCUUAAACCGAUCACUAUCGACCUUAAAGAAAACCACUUAGUCAAAAGUGGCCUCUGUGUCUUGCUUGUGACCAAGGGCCUCAUGUUGGAGUCACUGGUGUGAUGUGACAGCUGACUGACGCAUGUAAAAAGGGGCCCUGCUUCCAAGGACCUCAGACAGUGCAGGGCUGUAAAACAGUCUGCCUCAUGCAUGGAGCAGCAGCAGCAGCAGCAGCUCCUCACUGGCUGACGCUCAGAGGAAAAGAGCCAGGAGGAAAGUGAGAGCUGAGAGCAGCGGUCAAGCUGAUUGUAAGCAUAAACAUAUGCAAAGCUUUUUUUCCCAGAAUUCUGCCUCAAUGCAGGAUUCAUGGUCCUGGUCCUGGAGUUUUCCACCCACCACAGGCAGAGUUACCCCAACGGCGCCUAAAUUGGGCCAUUCAUCCUGGAGGAAGCACAAAAAUGUCUUUGUUCAUCCAGCGUGAUGCCAGUGUUUGACACGGAUUUUCGGAAACCUCCUCCAUCGGUUUGUAAAGUCAGAGACCCCUCGCGUAGGAAAGUACAUGCGAUUAUGUAAUCCCCGGGGUCGCCUCGACGCAUGGAGCUGUGGUUUCCUGCAGCGAGCUCGUUAGAAACUGCGAUUUAUCAAAUUUGGCCUGUUUUCUUGUGUUUAUUGCUACUUACUUACAUAACCAAACACAUGCAUACACACACGCACAUGCACAUACAUAAACAUAACCUUGACCGAACCAGAGCUCUAUAACUCAACUGUCAACACCGCCCCGUGUCCAUGGUUGACAAAACAAUCAGACCUCAUGGUCCGUUUAGUCACACAAUAUUCAAUCAUAUGACCUUUAUUAGUCGUCAUUAAAUUACAGACAAUAAAAUGUUAAUAAGAUUUAUCAUUCCUUUGACUAAAAGUUUGACGUAAACAAACUGGUCUCACCUCAUUUUUCAGUUAUUGGCGUCUCUGUUAUUGGUAACGGUUUUUAUGAGAUGUUGCUGAUUGAUCAAGAGUCAGUCCUGCAAUGAACUUAAAAUCUAAUAAAACAGCUCAAUGGUCUUCAAAAAAAGUAAAUACAUUCAACAAAACAAAAAAAGACCCCUGCUGAGGAGUAAGUGGCCAACAUAAUAUGGACAGGAUGUGGAGCUGACUGAAGUGAAAUCAGAUAGCUUGUCCGAUUAUCAGGAUCAUCUACUUCCCUCUGAGGACCGACAGAGUCUCAUGUUUCCUUUUAAUGCUACAAAGUGAAGGAGGUUCAUCCUCUCAUGAUGAGGUAACAGGAUUACUACAGAAAUGAAUACAAAAGGAGUCUGGGUUUGCUUAGAGUCGAACCUCCUCACUUGUAAUAAAGCUAAACUAUGAUCGUAACAUAGAAGACGACGUAUAGAUCUCACGACUAACUUGAUUUUCUUUUCGCAGACUCGUAAGCUGACCAAAGCAGAGCGGCAGCGUUUCAGCGAAGAGGUAGAGAUGCUGAAGGGCCUGCAGCACCCCAACAUCGUCCGUUUCCACGACUCGUGGAAGUCGACGGUGAAGGGCCACAAGUGUAUUAUCCUGGUGACUGAACUCAUGACGUCGGGCACGCUCAAAACGUGAGUCUCAUUUUGAAUUAGCACUUUCCUCUUCUAGUUGUUUUCUUUCUAAAAUAUAUAUCUGUGAUGUUUUAUAAUUGUACAAUUUAAAUUCUUAUCUCAUUUAUGGACUUUUUCAGUUCUCAGUGACUUGUCUACAUAUGUAUUUCUCUUAACGUCCAGUAGUUCAUUAAAUUUAUUCUAAACUUAUUAUUUUUACUUUUUAUUUCUCAACAUCUUAUAUAUUUCAAGAUCUAUAAAACCCGAAUUCCAGCACUUUUUUUAUGAUUAUUAUUUUUGUUUUAGCUCCAGAAUUUCUUAUUUAAGCACAGUAAUAAGAAUAUCCAGCAGUAGACAGGGAAGGGGGGUGUUUGUGAUGUGCAUCCUUUGUAUAAUCUGUAUAAAACUAAUAAAAAUAUUGUUAAGUAGAAAAAAAUUAACCUCCUCACUUUUGAAGAAGACUGUUGUUGUGUCUAUUUCUUUGUGUAAAAAGGCAUCAUAGGCAGACAUUUGUUUCCUGUGUGACAAAUAUGAUAAAUGUCGUCGAAUAAAACCAGAGACUACUUUGGAUACAGUCCUCGUUUUUAAGACUUCCUUUCGGCUGUCGAAAUAAGAGAUUCAUUGUUUCACAGCACUCUCUCUUCUCCCACUACCUUUAUGCGUUUCGAGUGUGUUACGCAACUCCGAUCUCUUUGUUUAGAUACUUGAAGAGGUUCAAGGAGAUGAAGCUGAAGCUGCUGCAGCGCUGGAGCCGUCAGAUCCUGAAGGGGCUUCACUUCCUGCAUACGCGCACACCUCCCAUCAUCCACCGGGACCUCAAGUGUGACAAUAUCUUCAUCACCGGCCCCACUGGCUCGGUCAAGAUCGGUGAUCUGGGGCUGGCCACUCUCAAAAGUGCCUCUUUUGCUAAAAGUGUCAUUGGUAAGUGUACACAUCCACUAAUUGCCUCUGUAUCACAUUUAGGCUCCAGUCCAGAUGUUUAUAACCUUAUAAGAGCUCUUUGAACUCACGCACAAGCGACCACAGUUUGAAUUCCAGCUUGUAAUCUUAAAUGCGUCAUGAUUACUCAAAUGGCUUUUAAUUUCAGAGCGAACGUGUGCGACUCGUACAGGGAGUGUCAGCCACCAGACGCAGAAAUAAGACUUGUUGUGACUUGAUUCUUGCGUAUCAUUUCCAAUAGAUCUGAUUUUCAGGUCCAAACCAAACACUGUGUUUGAGUCACUCAUGAAUAAAGCUGUGUUACACUCAAUGAUCAAGAAAAAUAUUUUAUUUAAUAGAUAUUUAUCUACCUUAGCCUAAGUUUUUAUUACCUUUCCUGUUCUCAGUGGUUUGUUCUUCAAAUCACGUUCAGUACCAGGCACUAAAACAUGCGCAAAAACGUCGUUUUACAGUCAUUAACUUUUAUUAGUGUUCCCACAAAACUACUUGUAAUAAAGUGAUUUCUGAUUAAACUUUAAUGAGCUAUCCCUGCAGAAAAAACCUUUUUUUAAAGCUGUACCCAGUGACAUUAAAGAUUACCUCAGGGGAUUUGUGCAGACCAAAACAAAUCCAGAAAGAGGUGUAAAAAUUGGACUUAAUAUCAGGUGAUCACCAACGUCGGAUUUGUCCCAAAGCCACUGUUGUCUAACACGCUUACAACAUCAAUAACAUACAAGAUAUCCAUAUGAAAUGUGACAGUAUUGUGUUCACAGCUAAUUUUGAGACCCUCAAGACAACAAAAUAUCAACAAAUGCAUGUAUAAUAAAAUAAUAAGCAUUAAAUUUAAAAUGUAUGUUUUACAGUUGAUGUUGUCUUAGAUGUUUUCAAUGUUUAAAUGCAGACAUGUCGUCACCAUUUCUGUAAAUGUGACUUCCUUCUGAGUCAUACCAGACAGCUCUUUACUGGCUUUUUAAUAAUGACGACAACUCUUGUGGUUUUGAGAUACUUUGCAGUUUCAUCAAACUGUUUUCUUGACAGAGGUCUACAGUAAUAACACCUGCAAUAAAACAUAAAAUAUAUGUGAAAAGAUUUUUUAAAUUUUAAUAGUAGUUUAAGAAAGUUUAAUGUUUCAAGCUGAUAGAUCUAUUAUUUUGUAAAAUUAGGGCCUGUGUCCACUGACAGCGUUUUUUUCCCCUAUGACUUACACCAAAUCAAUGCAGUGUGGUGCUUUUGUUGCACAAUCACCCCCCUGUGUCAGCUGUAUUUUUGUUUUUGGUGUGCUAACAGCACUCUAAUUCAGAUAUUGUUUAAUUUUUUUAAACAUUACUGUGGUGAUGAUGUCACUUCCCCAUCACUGGCCAAUCGAAAUCCAGAAGGUAUCAACUUUGUCAACACCAGUACUGGAGGUCUGUUUAGAGGGGUAACUCGGAGUAACGCCGUGUUGGCCUUUUGCAACAGUUGGCAUUGAUAAUUGAGAAUGCAAGUGCAAAAAAAAGAUGCUGUUGGUGGACACAGGCCCUUAGCUGUCGUACAAACUACAUUUCUGUCCAUGAAGAAUGAGUUAGAUUUGUAACCGUCUUUUUCUGGUUCAUUAGUUGGGAAAAAAAAGAGUUUGACCAACAUCUUCUGCCCUCUCACAGGAACGCCAGAGUUCAUGGCCCCGGAGAUGUACGAGGAGAAGUACGACGAGGCGGUGGACGUCUACGCCUUUGGAAUGUGCAUCCUGGAGAUGGCCACCUCUGAGUACCCAUACUCCGAGUGCCAAAACGCCGCCCAGAUCUACCGCAAAGUCACCAGCGUGAGUAAAGAAGGGAGGAAGACCCUGCGUUUAACGUAAUUGUCAACAUGUGUUCGCUUUCCUCCAUGUGGACUCUGAAAUGAAGAUCAUACAUAGGGGCCAGGAUGUCUUCUGUAUAGGUCUGGAUUUCCUCAACCUUUGGAAAAUUGGGGGUUCAGGAAUGAAAGCCACAGUUUGUCUAUUAAAGGCUUAGUUUGGUCAUGGGUGUAGAGCUGCACCAUAAUCUGACCACUGCUCUGUUUCAGCCCAGAAUCAUGAUGUAAUUUUCACUGAUUACCAGUGUGCUUAGCAGUUUCAAGAUCCUGUUCCUGGUGAUGUUUACCGCUGCGCUUCCCCCUCCAUAGGAUAGAGCAUGAGUGGAAAACUUACAUAACAUGCUGCCUGCACGAAAAAAAAGUAUAUUUUUUCUCGCAUUUGAAGAUAUCUGUCAAAAGAUGGAAGCUUUCGUUCCCAGGCUGCAGAUGUCAGAUCAGAAAAAAGUUGACUUUCUCAGAGCAACAGACUAGAAGUUGCGGUGCGAGUUUUUCUACGUCCAAAGCAUUACAACAGAGGCUUUAGGCUUCUGUAUUUCAAGCUGUUCAAGGGUGCCAAGUACAGCGAUGACGCCUCGGUGGGCUCGAGGAGGCGAUGCUAGAAUUAUAUGUUUUGGAAACUUUAGCCUCAGUCUGCAGCUCCACAAAGAAGCCGUUUCUUUCUGGCCUCUCACAUAUUCAAAGCAAACAGAGUCCGACGGCGGCUGGAAAGUGAGAAAGCGACAAUGCCAACAUGUCGGAGCGGGUCUGGCCCCUCCACAAACAGGACGACACAAUAAUGUUCCAUGCGCAGUCGGAAAACUCACCCAUGAUGCAACAUGUUUUAAUUAAAGUCAUAUUAGCUGUGCCUUUCAGGAUUUGUUUGUGUUCGACGACGUUUAUGUGAAGCACAGACGACGCCUUUCCAUUUAUGCGAGGCAGUUUAAUCUUUUACGACAUCAACUCAAACCUAUAAACUUUAUGUAACUUUUAACAAAUAUGACUGACUUUUAUGUGAAGUCAUCUGCUAUUUAAGGUAGUGGAGUGAGAGCUGCAGCUCGACAUGUGAAAGCCAUGACACGCACAAAUGUUGCUCUUGGACAUAUUUCCAUGUAGGAGGUAUUAAGAGAUUUUCCUUGGCUUCUUUUACAGUUUACCUUUCUUUCAUAUCAAAUAACUAGACUGACACAUGAGUAAAUGUCAUUUUUUUCUGAUGUAAAAUGCUGACUCAUUUUUGCUACAUGGUCAAAAGCAUGUGGACAAAGUAACUCUGUACAAAGAAGGAAAAGUUGAGCAUCUAAUUACAAGAUCAUUUGCAUAAAUCUGCAGCCUUGACCCCUUUUCUUUCAGACUCUCCACGAGGAAAGCCCUACACUGUCUUAUUUAAUAAUUCGUCAGGCAUUAACAUCAUUGUUUAGAGAUCAUUAAGCGGAUAGAAAUGUGCCAGGCUGGACUAAGUCUAGAGGACAUCAGCUUAUCUCUCGGGAUUUUAUCUUGACCUCGGUCACCACAGGAAAAGAGCCGAGUCACAAAUUAGAUUUGGAUUUAGGGAAACUUGAUUUACUGUGAAGGUGCGUGUGAGGACAGCGAAGUGAACUGCUUUGACCAGGACACAUUUGCGCUCCUCCUCAGAUCCUCUCAGUCACUUUUUUACAGAUACCAUCACUGCAUUUGAACCAUUCCCAAGUAGUGAAGGCACAAACUGUUAUUUUGAUCAUGAGAAGUGAUAGUUAUGUAAGAGUGAAUCAAUAGUUUUGAGCUUCAGUUUCAUGGUUAAGACUUUUUUUUACAAAUGUUAAUGGGAGACUGUAUCAUCUUUAUGACGGUAAGAACUUAUAAACACAUAAUUUCACCUUUUUGUUAUAAGUAAUGCCAGAAAAUAACAUAAUUUAAACUAUUUUUAAAUCUCAUAUUAUGACUACCCACCUCACAACAACACUUUCUCUCAUUUCUUUGUCUGUUUAAUCUUAAAAUAUUAUUUUCUCUUUUAAAAUUAUGACUUAAAAUCGCUUAAUCUGAACUUUCUCAUAACUUUAACUUUUCAUUGACUGAUUUGUACUUUUCAGCAUAAAUUCUGCUUAAGUAACCAUCUCAUUAAUAUGUCUAACUAUCGAUUCUUUAUUUUAAUCUCAUAAAAAUUAACUUUUUGUUUUACAAUUUCACUUUUUUCUCUAAAAGCGUUGACUUAUAGUUUGUCUGUUUACCUAAAAAAAAAAACUUUUUUAGCCUCUGUUUGGAUGUUUUAUCUCAAAGAAUGCAUCAUAAUCAACAACCUUGGCUGUUUGUCUCCGAAUUAUGACUAAUUAUUAUAUAAACAUAUCUAUCCUAUAAUUUGGACUAUUUAACUUCAAAUGUUGGCUUUUUAUCUCAUAAUUAAGACCUAGGACAAGUCAUAACCUCAGUUUUUAUAUCAUGAUCCUGAGUUUUUCAUUAUUUUGUCUUUUUUAUUAUCCAGGCUUUUACUUUUCAUUUCACAUUUUUUGGACUUUUCAUCUCAAAUUUAUAACAUUUUAUCUAAUUUCUGCUGUUUUAGUCCCAUAUUUAUGAUUCACUUUCUCAUAAUUUAAAGCUCCUGUGAGGAUAUUUUUUGUUUAUGUUAAACACUACAAUUUAUUUUGAUUUAUUUCAUGAUAUCCAAGAGAAAACAAAACCAUCAGUUAGAAGACUGACAGUGUUUAUAUUGUAAUUUUUAGUGCCGUAGAGGGUAGAUAUCAGCCGAGCAGCUAAAGAAACAGAUCUGUCUUUUACAUUUCAACAUGAAAUAUUCUAAGGAAUUUAUGAAUUCGACUGUCAAAAGUUGUUUUUUAAACAAAUGUCAUUACUUAAGCAUGUAGAGGUCAAUAUAAGCAAAAACUGUUUUUGUGCCAAAACCGAUAUAGAGCUAAAGUUCCUCACAGGAGCUUUAAAUCUCAUACUGUAAUCUUUAUAUUUAUCUCAUGACUUUUUGACAUUUGUUUCAUGAUAAUAUUUCAACUUUCAUUUUUAGUGCUCCUUUUUUUUUUACCUUCUUGUUGAAAAAGAAGUCCUUUGUGAUGACAUAAAGCACAGGUAUUUAAGCGAUUACAUAACACCUUGUGUGCAAUUUCCCAAGACUGUAAAACCUCUCACAGCUCUGCCGUGUCAUUUACAGAAAGGCAAGAGCAAAGGAUUUGUGGUCAAAACAAAUACAACAGGUACUGUUUGACAUGUCAGACUGAUAACAGAGGGAAGCCCUUUUCUGGCACAUCUUCAUAUUUGGGUGUUUUGACCUCACGUCAGCUGGUUUCUCAGGUAUCUGUGGGCCAAACAUCGCUCUGGCCUUGCUUCUUCGCUGUCUUAUCAGUGUUUUGACAGAGACGGAAGCUCAGCGGUGAUCUGUGUUCGCUCCCGUGUAAACCCUUUAAAAGACUCCCUCAUUUCUGUAGGCCAGCUGUCCCGUCAGGGUGUUUUCUGUUUUGAGGUAAACUGAGCAAAGAAGCUCCAGCUGUCAGGAGUUGAAGGAUCGGCAUGUUGGUUUAUUUCCACCUUUGCGAGCUCUUUGGUUUUGUUCUCUCCUGGUGUUGACAUGACGGCAGAGCAGAAUGUCAUGCUGGCUGGUGGCAGAUGUCACAAAGAGGAGGAUUACAUGAACAUUCAGAGCAGCUGGGAGUGACUUCUGUAGGAUAAGGAGGAGAUCAUUGCUGCUGAUUACUUAUGCUGCUCAGAUCCUGUCUGCUGGUGCUUUGUGCUUCAGUGUAAAACCCUAAAACCUCAUGAAACAUCAUUUUUUUUGUUUGUUUGUUUUCGCAGGGGAUCAAACCUGACAGUUUCUACAAAGUCAAAGUCCCAGAGCUGAAGGAGAUCAUCGAAGGCUGCAUCCGUAUGAACAACGAUGAAAGGUGAACACCGUUAACAACAAAAAUAAAAAUAAUAACCCCAAGCUUAAUGCACAUAUGAUCUCAAAAAGUGCACAAACAGCAUUAUUUUCCUCUUUUUUCCCCUCAUUUUAAAUCUGACUAAAAACUUCUACUUGUACUUUCACACAUUUAAUCCCAAUCCCAAAAAUAUUUUGCUAAAAAACACUCCAAUCUCUACAGUAGCCUGAAUGUGCAAUUUUCCGUCCUGCAGGUACACUAUCCAGGACCUCCUGGACCACCCCUUCUUCCAGGAGAACAACGGCGUCCACGUGGAGCUGGCCGAGGAGGACGAUAUGGUGAAGCCGGGCCUGAAACUCUGGCUUCGAAUGGACGACACCAAGAAGCUCCACGGGAAGUACAAGGACAACAACGCCAUCGAGUUCCUGUUCGAGCUCUACAAAGACGUACCCGAGGAGGUGUCUCAGGAGAUGGUAGGCGAACACAUGAAGAUAGUCGAUCUUUACGACUUUAUGGGCAGCCAUUAGUGGAGAAAUUAAAAAAUUGAUCUAAGAUCCAGAGAUUGAUGGUUAUCUGUGUGCUCAGCUUGAUUAAUGAUGAUGGUUUUUAAUGGUUUUCUGGGGGAGAGCUGACUGAAUAUGCUCUCAAACAGCUUAUUUCUUCUCAAAAAGGUGCUGUGGAGAAAAUUCAACAAGGUUUGAAUUGAGACGCAGCCUUUAAAGACUCGUUUAAACUGUUAAAUCAGGAGGGUGACAUUAUUUGUGAGAUGAAAAUCCCUCUUUGAGUUAUUUGUCCUUUGACCUUUGACUCCAAACAGCGAAAGCAACCUCACUAAUGUACCCACACAUCAUUAUGCAUCGUUUUACUGUCCUGUUACCACGGCCGCCAAGUGAACGCCUUGCAGAGCGUGUCAAGGGCACGGCUCAACAUUUAAUCAUCAGCCGUUCGAAAUGUGAGAGCGUGUCUCAGGAAGCAGCCGGGGUCACGUCUUUAAUAAUAUAAUGGCCCUCUUGCUUGUUACGAAACAGCCCCUCCUGUCCUCCACAGCCGGCUCCACAGAGGUCACUUUUAAUGAAAAUGCGAGCCACAAUUCCUUGCUUGUUUACCUCUUUGUGGUAGUUUUCAUCAAGAUCAAAUUUGGUAUCAGCGGGGGACAUCUAGUCCGGCUGAUCUGCUGUAACUCGACUACGUGUUGAGAGCCAGGCCAGGACUGAGUGUCCCACUUUGCUGGACCGGGUGUCACAAGAGGGUGGCGGAAGAAUGCGCUCAGUGUGCUUGAAUUUUACGAAUAACAUGUUUGCGUUGAUACAAAGUGGCAAACUCCAAUGUUGAAAACAGGAGCCACCGUUAGAGCAAGAGAAACUGCAGUUCUUCAAGUGUCCACUAGAGGCUGGUUCUAAAUGCAUGUCAAUCCCUAUUAAACCUCAUUUCAAAAAGUCUGUUUUACCAGCUGAGUCAAACUUCUUUACAGGCUCAUACCUCUAAUCAGUCCCGAUGGGGGAUUGAAUAUUUUUAAUGACUUAUCCAUUAAACUAAACUCCGUACACCAUAACACGCUGGAGGUUUGCCGAAUACAUUAAUUAAAAAUGCGUAUAUCUGAGGGAACGUAGCAACUCAUUGUCAAACUCAUGAACAAGAACGACCCAAGAAUUUCUCUCCAUGAUCCUCAAAUUCACAUGACUCUACGCCAAACGCUGUUACCAUGCUCCACUUGCAGUCAAACAGGAAGUCGUUUUUUUUUUUUAAAGGGGUUAAAUUAUUGUUAGUCACCAAAUGUGGCAUACAGUCACCAGUGGAGGCUUGAAACAUUUGAUGUAGGUGUAGUAGGUGGGCGUGGCUUUAACACUCUAUUUGCUAGUUCCACAAAUUGAGUGUUAAAGACACCACACCCUGAUUUUCUUAGAGAGAUGUGCUUUCAUAGGCUUAUGCAUCAUGUCUACACAUAUUUAACAGUCUUUACAGCAACCCAAUACUUGCCCCAAUCCAAACCUAAACAAUUUAAUAUUUUUGUUUUUUUUCCCCUGAGCCCUCUUAUUUCCAAGGACAUGAAAACCAUCUUUUCUCUAUAAAGCAGAUUUUUCCCUAUGAAGCCUAAUCGGGUUAAAAGCCACAUCAUUUUCCUCCAACAAAUAAUAGUCAUCUUUAAGUUUUCAAAAAUGUUUAUUUUCUUCCCCAAAUUUAAUAGUAAAACAUUCUCAAAUUGAAUUUUCGUGUUAGGGCUCAGAACAGAAGCUUUCAUACAUGGCCUGACAUGCACCUCCUCAUAAAUGUAACCACGAGUCAAACCAAAGCAGACUGCAGGCCUGCCAGUGAUUGGUCCAUUCAGUAGCAUCUUGUUUCCUGCAGUCGUAACACUUCCAGUACCCCCGCCUACAUCGCUUCAGCUGCCAAACAUUCCUCCUUCUCUGACGUCUCUGCUCUCUCUUUUCCUCUUUGCAAUAGUUGUAGUGGGAUCAACCACUGCUCAACAUUUAUCCGCCCCAGCUCCAUUAUUAUACACCAGGAUUCACUCGCCAUGUUUCCUGUGCGCAAACAAACGGAGAAUGUAGCAGAACCGGAAACUGGGGGCAAGACUUGCAUAGGAAUCACACCGCAGGGUCCCAUAAACUAAGCGAGCGGCUUCAAUCCCAGCAUUCAGUUCCUUCCCCACGUCAUCCCUCGCUUCAUAUCUUCUGUUGUCUGCUGUCUUCUCUGAUUUACCCAAAAAUAAAAGCAGACCUUUUUGCUUUACACGGCACAAGGAAGGUCAUAGCCGAUAUGACUUCCAGGUGGAGUCAAGACUUCUCUGAAAAACACAAUUUCUCUUAGGUCUUUUAAAAAUAAAAGUCUUAAUCUGUACAGUCUGUGGUUUUAGUUUUUCUUCUACCAGAGGACUGUACACCAGCUUCAGCACGUCCUCAUAUGCCUCGCCAUAAACCGUGACGGAUACACAUGUGUUGAUGUUGUGCCCUGACCGUUUCUGUGUCUUGUUAUGCAGGUCGUGCUUGGGUUCGUAUGCGAAGCAGACUUCAAGCUCGUUGCCAAGGCCAUCAGGGACAGAGUGACGGCCAUAAAGCGGCAGAGGGAGAAGCUGAGACGACAGGCGGAGGAGCGGAAGAAGAAGCUGGAGCAAGAGGCCAUAGAGGAAGAGCCAGAGCCUCAGACUCCACUGGCUAGAGUUAGUGAGGUUAUCUCAGCAGAGUCCCCCACUCCGGCCUUCACGCCUCCGGCCCCACUCCUGUCUCCGGUCACCAGUUCUGUGGACUCAGGGGUCAGCUCCAACUACCCUGCAGAGCCGGAGGAGCCUGAGGCGGACCAGCAUUUUCACAUCCGGCACAACAGCCUCUCCUCUGCUAACUGUGAGCAACAGCAAUACCACACACGAGUUCCCUCCCUCCUAAUUACAUAUUUUUGUCAAAACUGAGUUAUUUGUAUUUUCUUAUUCUUAAACAGUUUUAAGGUGUUUUUCUAUCUCUUAUACAAAAGUUACUGUCUGUAGGGUGACCAUAUUCUGACUUCUUAAAAAAAAAGACAUAAUUAUGCGGGGUGGAGUCACGGAAUCGCACAAAUUUUGUGCCUAGCCGGCGGCGUGGCGUAAGCACAGUAUAAGUCAGGUCCGCCGCACCGAUAAGGCGUGCCCAAGCACAUUUAGGUAUUAAGGUGAGCGGCGCAGCCCGGCAUAAGUAUCCCCCCUCCCUAACUCAGCUCCUCCCAGCGGUGUGAGUCGUAGAGAGGGAGGAGAUAAGGCGUGGAGUGGGUUUAACACAGCCGAUAACUGUUUUCACCAAUCACAUCAGCUCUUCUCCUCACCUUUAAAUCUGCCACCGGCGAGGCGUAUUACAAUUUUCGUGAAAGAUUUUCAGGUCGAAUCGAGUGUCUUUUACGCGCUUCUAACUUAGUAAGUCCACGUGACACAAACUCGAAAUUUGUGUACAAAACCGCGGACAUCUAAAUGAUUUUAUAAACUUCCCCAGACAAAGCCGGACAGCUCCCCAAAAAGAGGACAUGUCCGGGUAAAAUAGGACAUAUGGUCACCCUAGAUACUGUAUAUCUACUCAGUCAAAGCUGAGCUGGGUUCUACAGGAUUAUAUCUGUGAGCCAAUGAGCUAUUGACUUGAACAAAGGAGGCCCAAUCAGGUUCCACUUCUUUGAUCUCACUACAGUGAGGGCAGGAAAAGGGGAUAAAAACACAAAAAAGUUCCUGUGCUAACAUUAGGAGGAAAGCACAAAAGGCCGUUUUUCCAGGAAUAGUGUACGAGUAUUUCUCAUUAUUAAAUUGUUGAUAAUCUAAGUAUAAGAGCAUGAUCAGUUUUAAUGACUUACUCAUCGAGGACUCAGGGAAACAAUCGUGCAGCCGACAGUUAUUCUGCAGGAAGCUGUUCAGACUCCAGAGUGUAUGGGAGACAUACAAAGAAAUGUGAAACUGUAACUAAAUUAUUCAGUCCCUGUAAGUCUCGUGGUGUGUUUGCGUGCUGUGCUGUGUUGCAUUUAAUGAUCAUUUCCUCGUUUCUAAUUUAAAACAACAGCAGAAAUAUUCGUCUCAUCGCUCAUAAUGAAUUCAGCCCCUCGGAGCGGCGCUAACCCGCAGAUUUUUAUUGAGUAACUGUUUUUGUGUGUGGUAGGUCUCAGUUUGGGGUCUCUAAGUGUGUUUGUGUCAGUCAGUCAGGCCACAGUCAGUCACAUGCUCAUGGUGUUUUAUCCUUUUGUUUAAACAGCUGACUGUGAGACGGACGGCUAUCUGAGCUCCUCCGGGCUUCAGGAUCCGCUGGAGGCCGGCAGCUUUAACUCGCCCGUGACCCCUCCCACCAAGCACCCUGACACCCCCAUCCCCAAUGGGCUCACCAUCCCGGCCCUCCGCUUCCCCUCGGUGAGUGGCCUCGGUGAAGAGAGAAUGACUUUAUGAAUCACUGACAGAGAGUUUGAUAGAUGAUGUUAUGACAGGAAGUUACACCUGACAGCGAGGGAAGGCAGCUGUAUUUAUAUUUCACACAGGCCAAGAAGCUGACAGAUAUUUAAACAUUUGUGAUGCUUUUAGAUUAGAAAGAAGUGAAGCAUUUGCAUCUAGAGAAUUUUCCAGAAAGUGACUCAAAGAGACGUAAUUCGAACAUCAGAAAAACUGGAUUCAACUUCAUCAAGUGAGCAGAUUAGAAAAGUUAUUACAGGUCAUUUGAAAAUAUGCAGCAAAGCUCAUCACACAAUAUAAAAUUCUUGUCAAGACAUUUAACUAAGAACCCAAAAUGUCAACCAAAGCUAAUUUCUCCAUCAGUGGAUUUCACGGUGAGUUAGUGGAAAGAGAAAUGCGGCAUUAAGGAAGAAGGAAUAAUCUGUGUGGUUGAAAUCAGGACUUUUCUUGACUAUCUCGUACUGAGUCCUCAUUUGCAUGUUCUUCAACACAACUUUAUUUUCUAUUCAUAGAGUAUCGCUGUUUCUAACAACAUUGAACACGGCAACUCAGGGUCUCCAAGCGGCUUCAACUCCCCCGUGGACAGGUAAUGAUCCUCAGCCCUCUUUUCUCCCCACUCUGCUCUUUUUUUUUUCUUCACACAGAGGCGAUCUAUAGUCCCGUCUUUAAUUAAGUCAGAGAACUGAAAAUCAAUGCGAAUCUAGUAGAAAUGUCUAGUCUUCCCUCUUUAACUCCACCUCCUCCUCCUCGCCCUCUUCCUCCUCCACAUCUGUGGGGCUGUCACAACAAGCUGGAGGCGAUCGACAGGCUCCUCUGUGUUUUUAUUGCUGUGAGGCAGCGUGGACCCUCGCAGGUCUCUCCGUGACGGGGGUCUCUGAUGUUGAGGAGGCCCUUGUUUCCAUGUUUUUCAUGAUGGCGGGAUGUUAGAGAGAGACUUUAUUUAGAUUUUAGAGCCGAGAAAAGCUCACUUGUUUUGGCGAUAAAUAUCCCCUCACUUUUUUAGUUCCGACUUUCACUGCUACUGCUUUAUCUAAAAACAAGUAAUAGAGAGAAAACAGCAGUAUAGUUAAGUUAUUAGUAAAAGAAACUGACAAAUAUCAACUCCUAAUGUAAGUGUGCUUUGAUUUGAUAUAUACCGAUAAACCUAAUAUACCUUGUAGAAGUCGUAAGGUGAUAAGCUGGUAUGUGUCACGUGGUGUUUGUGGUUGCUGUGGUAACAUACGGGAGCUUGGGUCAUGCCGAGUAGUUAUGAAAAGACGUGGCUUACCUGCAAUCAGGUGAUUUUUGUUGACCGCUUCGUAUCGCUUCGCAUCGCUUCGCAUCACAUCAUAUAGUAUAGUACAGCAUCACCUUGGAUUACCUUUGUGUGAUCCUGCUGUAUACCAGAAGGGGUCCUGUGUGUGUGACCGUAUUAGCAGAUGUUUCAUUAAAAACACCCUAAAGUGCAGUCUAAGCCUCUUGCUUGUCUAUGUAGAAAGCUAUAGCGCGUCAGACAAAUACUGGACCCUCAACUUUCCUCUCAAGCGACAAUGUUGGUCUUUAGAGUUGCUACAUUAAAAAUAUUUAUUUUGGUUAAAGCUCCUGUGAGGAACUUCAAGUUUGGGUCAUGUAUGGCGCCCCCUGUGGACAAAGCAGUCUUUGUUUAUCUCAUCCUGUACGUGCUGAAUUAGCGGCAAAAAAUGUCAUCUGCUGACUUUUGACAGCCAAAUGAAUUAUUUAUUAUGAAUGUUUUUUGCUGAUGGUCUUGUUUGCUUUUAUGUAUCAUGAAAAGGCAUUAGUAUGAAUUUCAGUCUAUUUCAUAAGUGUAAAAAAAUCCUUACUGGAGCUUUAACUAAAAAAAAGACUUUGAUGAGCCAUCUUACACCGCCGUGACUCAAAAGUGAAGAACUUGUAAUGUUUGACAUUUUUGAGGGUAAAAACUCAAUAAUAGAUGAUCAUAAAUGUCAUGCACCACAGGAGCUUCUUGUCCUUGAAGGCCACCGUCCCUUCACUGAUGGAAAGGGUGAGAAAGGGAGCAUUUAAAUCCAGAACUCCUGUUUCUACACACUGUAACAUCGAACCUCAGCCUGAUUGUCAGUUUUUCUGACAGUUUUUCUGACUCAUACGCUGAAAACUGAAGCAAACGUCCAGUCUAAUUAUCGUCCUCUUUUCUGACAGGAGAGAAAAUACCUCUUUUUGCUUCGGUCGUUUCCAGGAAAACCUUGGAUUUAAUUGAUAGGUAGAUUUUUUAGAGCAGAACAGACUAUUUGACAAAACCAAGACAAAUCUUAUUUCCAUGUACUCUGUGUUUAAAGGUAAGAUAAUCUUUGCUUUCACCUGAAGUAACCCACGAGUCUGGGUCUUCUAAAUAAAGACAGGCGGACACCACCGGCCUCUCGAUGUUUCCCGCUUGUGGAUGGAGGGGAGUUUGUUACCACAGCUCUCCCAAAAGGCCCAAGAGACACAAUUAGCUGAACCAAAGCUUUUUAUAAAGCCUCCUGAAUGUUCUCCGCUUCUCAGAAACCUAAACCCUGAUCACUGUAUAAAUACGACGGAUCACAUGGAUGGGCUGCUUUCUCUGGACCAACUCCAGCUUCAUAUAUAGACUCUGAACCUGCCUCUUUAUACUCUAUUGUUUAACUUGGCUGUUCCCUCUCUAGAGACAAGCCUCCUUUACCCUUCAGAGUGAUGUUUAUUAUUCUAAUUAUUAUCAAUGGUGUUUUAAUAAGCAGCUGUGAUUUAUUUUCAAUUCCUGUCAUGCUUCUGUUUCAUGAAUUUGCUUUGUGGCUCUUUAGGGCGUCUUUUCUAAUCAGAAGCUUGUUUGGUGUCUUGGCAGCUACGCCUCAGAUGUGACUUCGAGUUUGAGCGACGGCUAUGAAGGCCUGUCGGAGAAGAGCGAGAGGACGGCUGCGAGGCGGACCGCUGCCAAGCUGUUCAGGAGGAGGGCUCGGUCGAGGCUGCGCAUCACAGGGGUACAGUAAAUCAAGAGUUUUGUGUCGUUGCAACACCACAUGUGGAGUUAAGCUAAUCAUAAACAGAUAAAUCAAGUUAGCGGGUUUAUUGUAUUUGUGAUUUUGCACUGGAGCUCCACCCUGAUUACAUAACUGCGUCUGUGCUGUCCUUCCUCAGCGACCACAGCUCGUUUUUCAUCUGGUCUGAGGUCUUUCACUGUUUGCUCUGGAGACAGACAAACACAUCAUGUAUAACCACACGUAGUGCAAAUACAAUGUCGCAUGUAAACACAUAGCAUUUUACAGUAGACCCACGCAGCUUUAGGUUUGCUCGUGCACACAAAACCGUAUUGUUUACCGCGUGUUUAACUUUACUCAGUGGUUUAGCGGGUAAACAGACACCUGUCGCCGCUCCUCAUUGAUCCUCUCCGUCCUGUCCUGCAGCUCUCUGAUAAAGUGGACCGUGUGGUGGAGUGUCAGCUGCAGACACACAAUGACAAGAUGGUGACCUUCAAGUUCGACCUGGAUGGAGAUAACCCCGAAGACAUUGCUGCUGUCAUGGUGAGUCAACGCUGCUGUGAAGUCGAUAACCGGACAAUGAUCAACAAGUUGCAUUAAAAAGCUUCGAUCGGGUUAAACGCAGAGCUGCUUCGGUUUUGUGUCAGUGUUUACUUUGGUUAUGAAUGGUAUUGAAAUUCUAUUAAAUCAAGUUUUGGACCAAUUGAUCAAAUUUGGUGACCGUUUAGCUCAGGGAAAUCAUUGAUUAGCCCUGGUUAUCAUCCCAAAUAAAACACAGAUGAUGUCCUUUCUCUUUAGUUAUACCUUUCGUUGCAUAAUUCAGAUUAUCUUUCCGGCUACAAAACUAGAAGGGCAACUAGGGAGUGGCGACCACCACCAAAGCUUAAAGUUUAGUUUUAAAGACAUGCUAAUCUGAAGAAACAACUGUCCUUUGAGGAUCCACAAAAACGGCUUUGUUGUUGUUGAUGAUUGAACGGGCUCCAAAGUUUUAAGGCCUCCUCCUCCAAGCGAAUCCUCCACCCAAGUUUCAUAAGACCAUGAACCCGCUGACAUACCGCUGACUGAGUGUAAAGAUAAACAUGUGUCCACCGCCUCCCAUUGAAUAACACAUGAAGCCAAAUUACCCAUGUGAUGAGUGCCAAUGUCAUGAGCGCCAAUGUAUUGUGCGUCAUUUCGGUGACCAGAGAAAUCAGUAAAAUGAACUUUAGUGACCUUUGAUUGACAGUAGUCACUCUCUUAGCGCUGUACACACUAUCUACCAGAAGUUUGCCGAUGUUGACCUCUGAAAGUUACUGGUUUCCCGAGGCUAGUUAAGAAUUUAAAGCUCUAGUAGGGAGUUUUUUGUGUUUUUAAAUUAAAUGAAAUUCAUACUGAUGUUGUUUAAUUAUGUAAAAAAGCAAACAAAGCCAUCAUAACCAAGAUUGUUUUUUAUAAUGUCAUUUCUUUACAUGUGAAACCAGCCGACCAGCAGCAGAAGCUAUUUAAUAACAUGUUACGCACAAAAUAUUUACAAUAAUUGACACAUUUGACCACCCAAAGUCAGCAGGAUGAGAGUUACUUUAAGCAUGUAGAAGAAAAAAAUAAGCAAAAACUGCUUUGUCCACAAGGGGCGCCAAAAUUGACACAAAGCAAAAGUUUGUCACAGGGGCUUUAAUAGCAAAAACCUUUAGGAUAUUUAUUUUGAUGGUGUAUAAUCUUGAUUUUAACGAGCGUGAAGUUCAGAUUGUUGAAAUAAGGAUGAACUUUGACUUGAUUUUUGACAUCUUACGUCUUGUUCUCCAAGAACUCACUGGUGGUUGAACUGUUACAAAUUCAUGCGGUGACUCCAGACAUUGCCCACUUUGUUCUCAUGUCCUGGGAUGAUGCUAGCACCGGCAGUGACAUCAAACAUGUGAGGUUAAAUCUGGGUUAACCGUGUUCAAAAUGACGAACACGACAUUGAAAAUAUUUCCUUUUAAAGAAAAAGUCCACCUCAAACAACGUGGGGUCUUACGUUUGAAUAUUUCAUCAAACAUGUGGAAUGAAAUAAUUUCCCUAGGUCAUCGAGGGGUUAACAAUGAGACUAAUCAGUUUUCUGUGGAGACUGGACCUCCUGGCACUUUGAAGGAUUUGUACAGAAAUAAAUAAAUGAGCUCACCCUGUCAGCUGAUAAGACAGCUCAGCUCCAUCGGAGCCGAAUGUCCUCGUGAUUCAUUCUGCCCCCAGUUAACAGCCUUUUGUUUGUUAAUCCUAAAUCUAUGUGAUAAUGUAUCUAACCGUCAGAGAAGUGAGUGACGUAGGGACGCAGCCCAUCAGCCCACCCUUCUCUUGUUGUCAUCGAAGCCUGUUUGAGGCCUUGUAUUCACUUCUUGUUUACUGAAUGGUCUAUUUUCUUGACUAUAAAAAAACACAGUAGGCUUUUGUUUACAAAGUCCUUCCACAGCAGAGGCAUAUGGCAUCUCACCAGCAUGCUGUCCUCAAAGAGGGUUUUGAACAUGCAGACGUGCAGACUUGCACCACGCUGACAGGAAACAGUCACCACACCUCAACCCGCAAUUACCAACAACACUCAGAACUGCAUGAAUAUGCAAGAGUAAAAAGCUCCACUCAUAAACUACUGUACUGUGGAUUUACAACACAAGAUUUAUGUACUUUUUUUGAGGUGCCGAGGGUGGGUGAGUGUUUGGGCUGGUGGGUAGAUUUCACAGAUGGGUGCACCAUUAGAAAACAAGUGCCAGAAAAGCUAAAGAGGGUUGACAGAGCUAACUGUGGAUGCAUUUUAGAAGCAAACUCGAGUGUAGAAAACUGGAUCCAAUGCCAAAGUGAAAAAAAACGCAGUUCCUUGGGUGGCUGGCAUCAAGAGUGAGCCAAACCUGAUUAGAUUUUGUCCAUCCAUCCAUCCGUUUUCUACCGCUUGUUCCCGUUAGAGGUCAUGGGGGGGCUGGAGCCUAUCCCAGCAUCUUCGGGCGAAGGCAGGGGACACCCUGGACAAGUCGCCAGUUCAUCGCAGGGCUGACAUAUAGAGACGAACAAUCAACCACACUCACAUUCACACCUAUGGGCAAUUUUGAAAGUGGCCAAUUAACCUAACCUUGCUUAGGCAUGUUUAUGGGAUGUGGGAGGAAACUGGAGUUAACCCACGCAGACACAGGGAGAACAUGCAAACUCCACACCCAGGACCUUCUUGCUGAGAGGCGACAGUGCUAACCACGUCACCACUGUGCUGUAUUAGAUUUAAUAUUAAAAUCAAAAUAUUCUGCAGAUUAUGAUGAGUUUGAUUCAGCAUCGCAUUAAAAACAGACCUGACUCUGCAGUGGGAAUCACCACAUAGACUCAAAAUCACUGUCUUUGAACACAGUUGGGCGCUGUUUCCACAAAUGCAGGUUUAAACUGUACUUUGCAAAGAGGAAAACAUAUUUAAUCAUGAUCUUGCAACUUCCAUGCUAUUUUUCCUCUGAUUCCUAAUUGUCUUCUCUGGUUUUACAAGGUCCACAAUGAGUUCAUCCUGCCAUCAGAGAAGGAGGGCUUCAUCCACCGCAUGGGGGACAUCAUCAAACGGGCCGAGUCUCUGAUGGCCAAAGAGCAGCCGGUCCACCCUGUCGGGCACAGACACCCCCAGCCUGCUUUCCACAACGGGGUUAACUCUUUAUCUUCCUCUCAGGUCAGCAGCACACCACCUGCUCCUCACCUGUAAACCACAUCACCGCAGUGUUAGCUGAGAACAAAGGACGUAGCUGUAACAGAGCAUUUUAUUGACUCGUCUGAUCAUCGUAAAUUACAGCAGCGAGAGUGUUUCUCUUAUCUUGACCAGGAGCAUAAAUCUGGUGUAAAUGGAAAGCUGUACCGUAGAGCUUUCUACACCAGAAAUAAAAACCUCAGCGGAGUGCUUUCCACACUGUCCGCAUCCCUUAUGAAACUCACCCUUAAAGACAGAGGGUUAAGUGUUCCUGUGCCACCUGAGGCUUUGCUUUCAUUUAGAACAUUAUGUUACUGAAAGCACUAAUGUCAUAAAGUCGCUGUGAUUUGUGGAAACAAACUCCAUGCCUUUUUUUUUCACAUGUAUUUGUUCCCAUGUGCACAAAUCCUUUCCAGUCCUUCCACCAUAAUGAACUUUCCAGUAUUUGUGCCCACAACGAAGGGAUAAAAUAAUUCAUGUUGGGAUUUAUGAACCGCUUUCUCAAUCAGGAUUCUGUGAAACUGUAAAAUAAGGACUUCAUGGAGAUGUUUAGGAGCAGUGCCAGCCUGUUUUCGAGAUAUGAGCCAACGCCUCAUCAGACACAGUUUGUAUGCUUGAGGAGAAGGAAGCGUCUGUUCUAGUCUGUGCAGUAAUCAAAGAACAAAAUCUCCCUGUGUGCAGAUAAACGAUGCUCAGAAAUGAUGUCGGACGUAAAAAUGUGCAGUUUCAUGUAAACAAAAGGAGAAAUAAGAGCGGUAAACCUCCACCUUGUUCACCAUGUUUCCGACCCCCCGGCUACAUAAUUAACUGGAACCACUGUGGACAAAAUCUCUCCUGGCUCCUCUCCAGCACAUGAUUAAAACAAGGCAUGGAUCACAUCCCAAAAAAACCAUUAUGGCUGCUCUUCCCAGCACUGUCCAUUUCAAGCUGGUUAAGCCAAGAUGAAAACCCAUGAUCCCCUAGACUCAUCUGUUUAUCUUCUUUUUUAGUCUCUGGGACUGGGUGCUAUUCUGGGAGUUUUUGGAAGAAGAUAGAGGGAAUAAAUGAAGUUUGAAUCUCUGGAAAGAGAAGCUGGACAAGCUGUCGCUGUUUUCCCUUAACCCACAAAUGUAGCAAUGCUAGCAGUGAGGCUGUAUUCAAGUAGGGCAGUCCUUUUUGGCUAAAACAGAAUGAUAUCAUAAUCUUAUAUAAGACCCACUCCGAUUUAAAUCAGGUUUUUCUUGUUUUUUAUAUGUUCCCAUGGUGUUUUUCUGAAGCUACGGGACAUAUCAUGAGAGAACUAAGUGCGAAAUUAAAUUUCUGAGUAUUUCUGCAUUCAAAUUGCUGUGAAUCUCUGGCAGAUCCAAAUGGAAGGUUCAGAAACAGUGAGAUUUCCUACAUCACAAAUCCAAGCUCCGCCCCCAGAGCUCCACUAUGCAGGCCAGACUUUGCAUAUAGAUGAAAAAUAGAGAGGAUGACUGCAGAAAAAGCCUGUGCAGUAGCGGAUUACAAUGCUCGUAAGAAAGCUAAUAAUAAUGUUAAUUUUCAUCAUGUCCCUAAAGAUAUUAGUGUCUGAGAGCUGAAUAGCUUGUGUGUUACCUGCCUCUUCUGUUGCACAAGCAAUGUUAGGGAGCAAGCUAGCAUGAAGACGAGUGUGAAGAGCGUUGUCUCUGCCCACGACCCAAAGCCAAAUUACAUUGCUAAUGCUGACUAUCUGAUGCUGGAAGAUUCUUUAUAGCUAAAGGAUAACUAUCUAAUACAAGAGAUAGAUAGAUGAUAGUAGUUAUAUAUGCUGUAAUACAAUAUACUGAAUGUAAGGUGUGUUGUAAAAAUCACCAUAAUACAAAUGUGAAUGUGUGAUACUGUUACAUACUUCACAUUCGGCAUAAGAAGUACCCAUGUUGCUCUUGUAAACAGUUAUGAGAUCACUGUUUUAGUUUCUUUCUGGCACAACAUAUCAAAUCUCAAAUGCUUCAUCCUCUGGGUACUAUGAGCUUUAAUAAACUAAUUCAUCUCUAUCUCUGAAUGACAAAUACCAGACAGCCUCACUGUCACACUGAUGCCCCUCAGGCUCAUCUGAUCAGCAGAUUUCUGCAGAUGGAGCCACGGUACCGCUGCCACUUACUCUUAAUAUGAGGUUAAAUUACCACACAAAGACUUUAUAAUGGGCACACUAACUGGUCAAUAACUUUGGAUUUAUUGUGGAAACUGCUCUUCAUAAAUUACCAGUAAAUUCUUUACGGCUGUGUUAAUCUUUACUUUAUUGUCCGCUUAAUACACAAUGUACCAAACUGACGAGCAAUAUUCUCAGAUGCAUUCUUCGAAGUCAGUUUACAAGAAGAUAAUACGACUAUUUUGCAUCAGUUUAACCUCCUUUGUUUCAUUCUUUUAGUGAAUAUUGAGCUCAGGACGGAUAUGGUAUUGACUUAAACGUACAUGAAUAUGAUCCUAUAACGCUGUAUUCCAGCUGUAUCUAUCUGUAAGCGCUUGUUAUCAAACCUGCUGUGCAUUUUUGUCCUUCAGCCAACUCACAGCCUUGUGCAAAAGUCACACAUCACCUUAUUAAACGUAGAGAUUGAGUUUUAUCACUUGUGCUCUCUUGCAGCCCAAUCUCCACAGUCACUCCCUUCCUCGAACAAACUCCUCCUCAUCAUUACCUGGUAAGUCCCACAGCUGCUCUGAUGAACUUCGCUCGCCCGUUAGAGGGAUAUAUUUACCUUGAGGAAAUGAAACUUGAUUUGUUUGAGUGGAUGAUUGGACUUUUGCCUAACCCCCCAAUCAUCCUGUAAACAUUUUCAACUCACAAAGUAACAUUUAGUGCGUGCCAGCUUCCAGCAUGUGACAUUAACCUUCAUCUGUUUGUUGCAUUUUUAUUUUUUUUGACUUCAUUGUUGUUGCAUGUGUGUAUUAAUAUCUGUGCACGUGCAUCCACUCAUGCAUGUGUGUGUCUCGUCGUAGACUUUGGAGCUCUUAACCCAAACGUAGCUGCACGUGGCUCCCCCCACUUCCCCAAUGGAGACGUCUUCGGUGCAGACAUUACUUCACCUGGGCGACCUCUAUUACGUUCACAGUCUUUCCACAACGCCCCAGGUAAAAAGCUUCCCGCUCCUCUCUCUGGUCCUUACGCAAAAAGGCCGAGCAUUGUUUACUGUUUCAGCUCUCUGAAAAAAUUGUUACAGUCCCCUUGGCAGAGAAUAAGUCGGCGCAAAGCUCAGCUACCUCAUAAACUCCCACCCUCCUCUUCUCAGGGCCCGUUCUCGGUAUUGUUCAGACAUUCACAUGGCGCCAUCCGCCAUCCCUUCACCUCAAAGCCUUCUUCUGUGUCUGCUUCACAGCCGGGCCUCUUGGGUAAUUACCUCACCUGAAGGCUGCUUUCUGACUUUUAGGGAGCUGUGAAUGCUGUUGCUGUGAAGCAUGAGCUGGUCUCCGGUUCUGCGAUAGGCGGCAACAUCUGUUUGCCAGCACAAACUCCUACAGAAUUUCCGAGAAAGCCUCCCACCCCCUUUUAAGUCUCCAACCCUAGAAAGAGCAUUUGAAAUCGAUUAAAGGACGCACACACAGAAUCAGCCAAAAGUCCCUGUUCCAGCCUCUAAACAUCCUCAUCCCCCAUUGUUUUGUGUCCUCUCACUUGUGGAAGUUCACCACGUUGCUGCUUGCGCAAUCCUCCUUGGCCAACCGCCACUUUCGCAGAGUGUUUCCAAACCUAUGUUUCCAUCAGCGAGGAAAAACUAGAGCCUGUUUUGCAUCAUCAGCAACAGGAGGCAGGACUUUUAACUGUGAGGCUAUUGUUAAGGUAAAUGUCAAAUCAAUCGAUGCGGGUAGCACAUUGGCAUCUCCGACUUUUCCCCGAAGGAGUUCUGAAUCAACCUCGACUGCUUUAAUCUCACAACAGGACCCUAAUGUUGAGUAAAGACACACGUGAGUUCGGUUUAAUUUCCCCUGCAAAUAGUAAGUGAAACAUCCUUACUCGCUCCCGUCGAUGCCAAACCACAAAGAGCCAUGUAAGCCAUGUGUGCAACUGUUCCCACUGCAGUUAAAGUUAAAUGCUCCUCCAAACAAAACACCUUUGUUCGGCUCAAAAACCAAUCAUUCGAAAGUACAGGAAAGAUUUAUGCUCGACAUGGCGUAGCUUUUGGCAGGAGGCUGCAGGAAGAAUUAGACUCACCAAAACCUGAGAGAGAGGAAGACAGAGUGAUCUAAUUUCUGGUCGGCGCUCUUCCAAACAAAUUAAAUCAAGGCUUAAGCUAACAUGUCUGAACUUGCACUUGAGAUAUCUGAAUGGACUUGGCCACCUGUUGCAAAGCCUUAAAUCUGAACUUUUUUGCUGCUUCUAUCUUGAUUUAUUGCAACAACUGAAAAUAUUUGAAGUGCUGCAUUUCUCCUCGUGUGCAGGCCUCUGUGGUCAUUCAAUAGGCCACACCCUGUAUUACUCUGAAUGUAUUUCAUCUUCUAAAUUACUAAAUAAAAGAAAAAAAAAGAAAAAUGUCUGAAAACUAAUGACUUGGACCAUCAAGUCAUUACAUUAAUAUUUAUGAGGGAAUAAAACUGGAAGCAGUGUCAUUUUCUAAUCGGUCAGAAAGCUCAGUGCUAAUAUUAUAUUGUUAUAGUGCUAAUAUUGGGCACUUUUAUUUUGAUUUAUUUGCAGUUGAAAAGAGAAUAGAUAAUAAAAACAAGUCCUAAUUAGGGUGACCAUAUUCUGACUUUCAGGGGUGGAGUCAUGGAGUUGCACAAAGUUAAUUUUGAGAGUUUUUCGGGUCGGAUAGAUUGUGUUUUAUGCGCUUCUAACUCAGUGAGUUUAGGUGACACAAAAUUGAAACUUACAUUCAAAACCCUGGACAUUUGAAGGAUUUUAUAAACUUCCCCAGGACAAACCCGAACAAACCCAGACAAGCCUGGACAGCCCCCCAAAAAAGAGAACAUGUCCGGGUACAAGAGGGCGUAUGGUCAUCCUACCUCAAUCAAGUUAUAUUGUCAACCAGCACAUACUGUUAGCUUUCUUUUCAAGCCAAACUAUAAACAGUUACAUUAACUCAAAAUGUGUUAUCAUGCUAAUAUUAGCUGUUGUCUAAUGCUAGCUAACUAUUAAGCCAAAAAGCUUUUAUAAUGAUAAAAUGCUGUUUCAAUUUAAUGAGUUUUUUAACCUGCUAAUAUUUUAUUACUUUAUUGAAGUUUGUGAGUAACUGAAAAGUUACAGAAAUUGGUCACACUUUAUUUUGUAACUCAUUGAUCGUCAUUCGAGGGUAGGAGAUUUGUCAGAUUACCAUCAUUUAUCAGAUUUUCACACUUUUUCAAAAAAGUAUAGCGAUAUUACAGCAUUUUUUGCCCUACCUUUGAUAAAACAUGACAGUAGUAUGUUAUGCUGUGAAUAUGGGUUUUGAUUCGGUAGAGUCGCCCCCUACUGGUUGGCAAAGAUUGCUGACGGAAGAUAUUUUGAACUCGAAAAGCUAAAUUCACUUGUUUUGCACUCUCUGUUUGAGCUAACCUUAACUCAUUUCAUCUUUGUCUUCCAGGGUCCCCACUCCAUUACCAGCAUCACCACAACCCAGCAUCCCUCCUGCCCCACCACCAGCACUACCACAUACCCUUCAUGGGCCACAGCCACUUCCCAUUCCCAUACCCGGGCUCUCCCGGUUCCCCAAAACCAGCCCCUCACCCUCCCCUCACUCGUGUAGCCAGUAACCCCACCUUCCCUUCUGUCCCCUCCCCAGCACCUGGUUCCCCAAAUCCUCUGAACGAGACCCCGAGUCCUGUGAGCAAUGAGGGCGUCACCAUGUCCCCUCCUGGCCCCCAGCAUCCCAACAUGUGGCCCCCUCACACGCAGCCCCUGUUUUCAUUGGCGAAUGUCAUCUCCAUGGCGAUGAGCAUGGCGCAGUCUUUCAUCCCUCCUGCGAGUAUGCCCGCUCAGGGGAUGCCCUCCUUCCCGGGUUACCACCACCAGCUGCCCGGUCACCUCCCGCCACAGUCAGGCUACCCCUCCGUCUACCCCCAGCAUUACCAGACCUCACCAGUAGAGGCCCUUUACCCCACGGUGGGCAUCCAAGCACAGAACAACAUCUACAACAGCCCUGAGAAUGUACCACAAGUUGAUGGUUCACAUCAGAAUACUCAUCCAGGCUGGCUGCAUCCAGUUUCUCCACCUUCCAUGCCUACCACUCCUCCACCGGUUCCCCAGGAGCCUCUGCAGCAAGUCGGAUUCUCCAGUCCAACCAGUAUCAUCCAGGAUGACGGUCUCAACCCUUUGGCUCCAUUCUCAGCACAGGUUCAAACCCAGGCUGAGCUGAAAUCAGAGGAGUCCUGUUCAAUCUCCUCAUCAGAUCUGUCCCCAUCACCACCAUCAGAGAGCCCAGAAAGCACUGUAAGCAUCAUGUGGUCUCUUAUUUUAUCGGUCUCUCUAUGGGAAGAUUCCUUAAGGGCUCGCGUCCUUCAAUGUUGCUUUUUGUGCUUGCUGUGCCCACAACAUCAAUUUGAGGGCACUUCAUACCGAUGAUUACCGUUGCUAGGUUACUUAAUUUGUUCCAAGGCACUUCCACUUCCCCAGGGACCAUCAUGCUUGCUUUAUAACACUCUGUCUGCCUCAUAGUACUUUUUAUUCAAAAGGAUGGAAACUGUGUCGAGGCGUAUGCAAAUGUGGCGUCAGAACAGACGUCUCGUCUCUUAUAGAUUUUGACUCUUAGGUGAUGGAGAAGUGAUGUUAAGGUUUGCAGUGGUGGACACACUGAGCAGUGAAAACUCAGCACUGCAUCUGUUUUGUGUUGAAAACAAGCACACCCUGCUCAAAAAUGACGUCAAUGGGCACAGGCCAUUGGGAGGCAAAUUAAGGCCAAAGUAUUACCACGAUUAACUUAGGAGGUAACAAUAUUAGUUUCAGUUUGUUUUGAAUCCAGCAAAAAAUCACUUCCAGGAGCUUUAAUUAAUUAAACAAACUUUUAGAUUUUAACCAUUUCUAAUGUUCUUAAUCCAAUACUUAUUCUCUCUUUUACCCCAUAUUUAAGAUCUUUGUUUUUUUUUAACUUUUUGUAGCUUAUUUCCAAGUGUAAAAAAUUCUGCAGCCCCUGAAAACUGAAUCAAAACCUCAACGUCCCUGAUAUCUAAAUCACAGUAUUUACUAAAAAGACUAUUUUCUGUGUACAUCAUACAUGUUAGGCUAAUUCUGCUGUCACACUAACAGUAAAAAUGUUUGUUUUUUCUCUGUAGUUAUCUUCCUUCAGCACACAAAUGCAACCUGCUAUCCCUGAGAUGACUGCCAGUACCCCCAAAUCGAAAGCCUCUACCACUGAAUCUGGUGAGAAUUUUCCUCCCGUUGUCAGAACAUGAUUUCUGUGUUGUUUUCUUCAGCUGGGUUACGUAUAGAUCAGAGAGCAUCCUGGAAGUUAAUAGGAGAGUUGUUUUCUUUAUUAGAGAGCAGUUUUGUUGACUUUCAUGGGUUUUUCUCCUCCGUCACUGCACCACAAACACCUUAUGUAGUGUAGGAGACCAGCCAGAGACUGAGAGAAGUGGAAAAUGACAUAACCGUGUUGUGUUUAUAUUUGUAGGCCAAACAAACACAAACACACACAUGCUUAUGGUAUACACAUGAUCUUACCAGCAGCCAAAUAAUCUAGUUUUUUCUCCUUCGGCUCUAUUUUAUGAUGUUUUCGCUCCAAAUACCGUCUGAUGUCCCCGUUAUAGCCAAUUUAACGUCCAGCUUGUUUUUCUUUCACUUCCCUCCUCUGUCUCCUUGGUGACAUUAUCACCCAUUAACCGUGCCUCAGGAGCCGUUGCGUAACCGAGUACGGAUGUAAUGUUCCAUUCAAAACCAACACAAACGUAGGUGUGAUGGCGACCCUACCCACAGCUAACGACCAAUCAGGACGCCGCUGUGCUCAUUACCAGCCUCUCCUCCCACAUCCACACCUGUCAGUGUUUAGAGCCCACAUUCAACAGAGUCCCUCUGUUUAAGCGGGGCACUGACCCAGAGGCCGUCUGUGUUUGCUGUUAGAGGGACACUCGGUGGGCGAACUGAGGCACUGCAGGAUUUAAGAGCCUGAAAGCCUCUAUUUACUCUGUUUACUCUUUAUAUAAGCUGGAUCUGGACAGGUAAAGUCAUUCUCAGGAGAGCAGUCAAGACUUUCAGCAAAAUUAAAGACAGCGUAACAAGAAUUAAGGAGAAUAAAGUUGUAGUUUUAGGCUUUCUUUUAUUUUGAAGGGGGAUACCAGAGGACAGAUUUCACAAACCUCUUAUUUUACAAGACAUCAGCAUAUUUUACGAGCUCUUGUUGAGGCCACAAGCUUCACUGUUUGAUCUGCAGCUACAGGGAGCACCUAUGACCUCCCUCAGCUGGUAUCAAUCAGCUCAGGCUGUGAGACUAUAAAAGAGGGGCUGAGCUCUCUGGUCCAGUUGGGUUUUUGCUCCUUAGGAGGUCCACACCUUCAGUUGGCUGUCCUGUUUUCUGUUGUGUGAAUAUUUUAGUUUGAGUUACAAGAUAUUUCUGUGUUUAUUCAGGAAUCAUUAUUUCCUCUCUGACUUUUGACUCAUCUUUUUCAUUUGUUUUGUUUGUCUAUCUGUCUGUGGAGAAGUUUUCCACAGACAGUCUUCUGAUGCACCGCUUUGCCUCAGUUGGUAGAGCAGACACUCCAUGAAUGGAGGCUAUAGUCCUGCCUGUGCAGAUUGUAGGAUCAGUUCUUGGUCUGGACAUGAUUUGGUCCCAAUAAUGACAUGUAUUGAUAAUGAGAGAACUGAUACUAAUAAUGGACGACUUACAUCUGGUUAUGCUCAACAUUUAAAAACAUUAUCCAGUGAUGGUCUGAGAUUUGAUUUGCUGUCAUUGGGGAUGGGAAAAUGUGUUUUCAUUUAGAAAAGAUAAUGGUGCUAUCUGCCUUGUGGUGGCUGAUGCUGAUAAUGUAAAAAGGCCAUUUAACAGCCUGAUUAAUAGACUUUAAUGCUUUACUUCUACUUUACUGCUGUUGUAAAAUCUUAACUACUUUAGCCAAGUUAGAACCAAAUUGUAGUUUGGAUUUAUUUAACUUAUUCUUAUUAUAUUCACUCUUACGAAAGGAGUAUUAGGGCCACAUUUAGAAGAAAAAAAAUUAAGACUUUGAGAUUUAAAUUGUUAACUUACAAGAAUAAAGUUGUAAUAAAAUCACUAUGAUAGGCUAAUUAUGAUAACGUGGUGCUAAUGUGCCUAUGAUUUUAGUAUGACUUUAUUCUCAUUAGUAAUGACUUCAAUCUCGAGGUAUGAAUAUAUAUAUUUUUUUUAUGUGGCCCUUAUACUCCGUCAUACUCUCUCUCUCUCUCUCUCUCUCGCUCUCUCUCUCUCUCUCUCUCUCUCUCUCUCUCUCUCUCUUAAGCUUUUGUAUUUUGGGGUUUUCAUAAUCUCAUUAAGAAUAUUUUGUGCAGAUUUUUUCACAGUGAACAACAUCUGACAGCAUGUUUUUGUUAGAGAAGAGCAGGGCCUUGGUUUAGUCUUUGUAACGCCACUCUAAAGUGGGACAUAUGUGUAAGAAGUGUCUGCAACAAUGUGAGCAUGCAUAUAUACACAGCUGGUUACAACUCUGUACCAUGUUAUCAAUGCUGUAAAUUAAAGCUCCAGAGAUUACUAUUUAAGGUGAUAACUGUAAAAGCAGAGGGAGACUCAUUUGAGGACUGUUAUGAUUAGAUUAAAGUCAAAGCUUGACAGUCAGGACGGACUGAGGCUUUGUUCUGAUGAUCAAUCACCUCUGAUCAGAUUAGGAGAGAAUCACUAUGACUGAGCUGAUGAUUGGUCCAGAGUCGUAUAAAUUCACUGACUGGAUGGUACAACUUCUUAUUCAUGGAGACUAGAAGUAAGUGGAGAAAUGAGGAGACACAGAAUCCAAAAAUGUUUAGAAAUAAGAGCUGAAAUAAUGCGCAUUGUUGCAAUCACAAUCCAUUCAGGGACAUGAUCAAAAUAUUGAUUUUCACUCGAGUAGAUGUGCUACUUUGCAGAUGCAUUACUCAAUUUAUUUGCCAAAGUAUCUCUGUGACAGAAAGACCUUUCUCUGUGUUUUAUUUUGAAAGGAACUGAGCAAGCUAAAUUGUUUCUUGAUCUGAGUUUGGAUCAACAUUCUUCAUCUUUUCUUGCAGAGGUUCACGCCGCUCCGGUCACCGUCGGGCGAUUCAAGGUGACGCCCAGCAUGGACAUCCCCAUGCCUUCUGUGUCGCCCAUACCUGCAGCCCCACAGCCAGCAGACAGCGGCAGCACCCAAUCAGAGAGCAGCACCGAGGAGCAGGGGGAGUCCGAGACAAGCCUGGGCACCUCCCUCACCCUGUCGCCUCCUCACCCGCACCCCCACAGAGCUCUGACGGGGGUCAAACAGGAGGUAGACGCACAGAUGGGUUGGGUUCAGAGCCAGGAGAAGCAACAGGAAAGAGAAGAGGAAGAAGAGGAGGAAGAGGAAGAGGAAGAAGAGGAGGAGGAGGAGGAAGGGGAAGAAGAGGUUCUAGGAGAGCGACAGAGGAUGAGGAGGAGGACGAGGAGGAGAGCGUACAGCCUGAGUCUGAUGGGGACGUCGGCCGACAGCGGGCUCUCUGUGACGGCUGCAGAGAUGGAGGGGAGGCUGUGGGACGGAGCGGCGGGCAGCCCGCAGUACAGCAACGCCCUUCAUCAUCUGUGGAUGAUGACUUAUAACAGAAACCCUCCGUACCUGAGCAGUGACGACUCAGACAGCGAUGACGAGGACAUGCUGGAGGAGCUGCAGGAGCUCAGAGAGAAGUAAGUGAAGACGCCCAAAACACACUCAGAACAAAGACGUGUGAAAGAGGACGAGUCAAAAGAAACAGGUUUUUAAAGAAAGUUAAUCAGAUCUGAAUGAUGAGAAAGUUUUGUCAAGGAUUUUAAACACACAUGGACAUACACAAUCAUUUUCAGACUAAUUUUGUCACCUUUGGUAAAACUUUUCCUACUUUCUCAAUCUUUACGCUGUUAGUCCAAGAAAAAAACAACUGAUUUUGAUCCAAAAUCCUCUACUUUAAUAUCACAAAUAUCAAUUAAAAAAGAUUUUAAUCAGAUUUAAAACAAUUAAUAUAAUAAAAACUGUGGGUAACCCUUCCUUCUACAGUCCUCUAAAAUACCUGGUAAUAACAUGAAGACAAAAAAAACACAAUAGUAUGUAAUUUCAAAUGUGACUUAAAGUUGAUUUUAGGGAAAUAAUUGCUGGAGUACAGAGAAAAACCUUCACUAUCACACAUUAAUUCAACUGAAUAAUCAAAGUAUGACCAGGUCAGAGUUAGGGGUCGUCAUAAAAAGGUAAUAUUCAGGUAAUACAUUGAAAACAGCUAAGACUUCCUUUUACAAUCCUUAUUAUAUACACCAGUAAUGACAUAGUAAUGUGUUUUUAGGCAAAUUCAUAGUAAUUAAAGGACUGUAAUAGGGAGAGUUACCUGUUAAUUUUUAGGACUGUUAAAUAUAAAGUGUUUAUAAAUGCUCAUUAAGAUGAUGUCUCCAAACUUCUUUUUUAAGUUUUCACUUUUACUGAACUAAACUUAGAGAAGUGAAAAUGCCUCACUGUUAGAUGUUGAAUCCAGCAGAUGUGCAGACAAUUUAGCUUGAGAAGUCACUCAAAGUGAUUAACUAAACAUCAUCGUGAUUAUAAAGCAGCUUUCUGAGUAAUCAAAGAUUUCUUUCAUUACUCUCUUUUAUGAAUAUAAUUGUUCCCCCAAAAAAUCUAGUUAAAGAAAAGUUGAGCAUCCAAUUUUCUAGAGCCUUCAUUUCUUGAAAUCCUUCAAGGAUUUUCAAGGAUGACUGCAGAUGUAUUUCCCCAACCUGUCAGAUCAGUCAAAGCCAAACCUUCAUUUGUUUUGUUCCUUUUUCUAAGUGAACAACAGACUGAAACAACAAAGACAACAUGGACUGUUUACCCUGUACUGCCCGCUCCACCCACUGAGCUGUAACCGUUUUUCUCUUCAGACACCUGACGGAGGUGCAGACCUUACAGGCUGCCCAGAAAAGGGAGAUUGAGGAGCUGUAUGAAAAGAUGGGGAAGGUUCCUCCCCCCGGAAUCGUCUCUCCUGCUGCUAUGCUCUCCAGCCGACAGCGCCGUCUGUCCAAAGGAAGCGGCUUCCCAUCGUCCCGCAGGAACAGCCUGCAGCGCCUGGAUAUCCUGCCUCUCCAGGGUGAGGGAUGACGCAUUAAUUUUUCAGUUUAAUGAUAUUUUAGAAAUUAGGUAUGUUUUUUAAAGCUUGUCUUCUUUUUAGGGAUCAUUAGGAGAAACUCUCUUGGAGGCAGCAGCAGCAGCUCCCAGGAAAAACCCAGCAAAGGCGUCACCUUCGCCACUGACAUAAGUAGAAUGGUGGGUAAAUACUCCAACAGAAAACACGGUAAAAAUAAAUAUUACAAAGGUUUUUCUCCUCACUGUUGUUCUUCUCUUUGUUUCCAGUAAGAAACUCUCAGCCCUAGAACGCUGUAUUUUUGGUCUACCUCAUCUGAAGUGUGACUGCAGUGGUCCAACCCGUCCAGUAGGAGGAACACUUUUCACCGGCACACCGAUCAGCAAACGGCUUCUCCCCCGACAGUGUUUAAUUACCUCAUCGCUCAAAUAAGCAGUCACCGGUGAAGCUGUGAUAUCCAGUUUCCCUGUCUGCUUUCACUCACACCAGGUGAAUCUAUCGCAGCUGAAGCACAGAGAACCUACCAAUGUGUUAAGAAAAAAGAAACGUCCUUUUUUCGUCUCUUGUAAAUAAAACUCUCAGAUCCACUGGUUCAGUCGCGGAACUCUGGGAGAGGAUUUUAUGUUUCUCUUAAAACGAGCUUUUUAUCCGAACGCAGUCAAACCGACUAGGAGUUUGACCCAGUGUGAAAAUAGUUACUGUUUCCCUGCUUGUCUGAUUCACUGCCGUUAAUCAAUGUGAGCACAGAAAUGUGAACCACGGCGAGGCUCUUGACACUUUUACUGACAGCUGUACAGAACACUUCUGAUUUUCUUAUUUGCUGUAGUUUUAUAGAUUUGAAAGAUGUCUCAGCACCUGCUGACUGCACAGUGAAUACACUCUGAUCAUUGCCUUCCAGGGGCCGUAGAGAGCAAUCUAGAUGCUUUGUACAGUUUGAUUAAUAUAUGAAUCAUGAAAUCAUUUCGCUGAAGUCGUAGUUCGACGCCUGAUUGGAUGACUUGAUGAGUUCGGCAGCGUUUUGCCAGACUUUUUUUUGAUUUAGCAAUCAUGCGGGAUAGAAGUGUUGCUUAUAAAAAACACACAUGAAGAAACAGAUGUUAGUCUAGCGCUUUUUGAAGCAGCGAUAAUCGAAAAUUGUGCAGAAGACUUUUGCAUUGAUCAGGCUUGAACUUCCAAAUAACUGCAUUCAAGUCAAAAUGAUUUCUUUGUAUUGAUUAGAUGUACAAAAUGAACCUAGGUUUUUAAACUACUGGCUUUCCUGUUUAUUGUACAUGUGUAUAUACAUAGUAGAGUGCAUUGGUAGAUCAUGUUUACAAGAGUAAUCGAAACCUUAAUUCUUGCUCGAGCAGAAAUCAUGUUUGUCGCUUGUUCCUUAGAUCAAGCACCUUGUGCACUUUAGUAACCUUUAGUUUUGGAUCAUUUAUCACUUUUUGUGGGUAAAACUGUGUUCACUUGAGGGAGAGAACUGAUUUUAUUCUUGAUUUAUUUUUUUCCCCCUGAAGGGAGGCAGAGCUUAUUCUCCAGUUCAUAUCUGAUCACAAUGUUUUCUAUUGGGUCACAGUAAUGAAGAUCAACCCUCCAAGAGUUUUUAAACGAGUGAUUUACGGGCUCUUGACAGAGGUCAGUCCAAGCUGUGAAUGUGUAGCCGUUGCCUUAUAAAAUAUUCACAACGCACACUGAAUUUUCUGGCAAUGGAACUCCUGUAAGAUUUUCCAAAAAAAAAAAAAAGUUCAUAAUAUAUUCAAAGAGGUCUCAAAAUUUUGAAUGUAAAUAUAUAUAAUGGUAUUGCUUUCUGAAGCUGCUGCUGUCCUGCCAUGCUGAAUCUGUGCCUUUCCCUUUACAAUGUCUUAUUUUAUAUUUGUACUCCAGAUUUGGUGGCUAGAUCAGACGCUGUAUAUCAAAUUUUGGCAAAAAUAAAUGCAAUUGUACAGAAAAUGUUACA